Messenger RNA from Pocillopora meandrina, 57749 nucleotides. The record is from the annotation of a GenBank genome assembly. NCBI's taxonomy places the organism in Eukaryota, Metazoa, Cnidaria, Anthozoa, Scleractinia, Pocilloporidae.
AUGCCUCAGGGAAAACUUCGUGGAGGGUUGCGCGGCGAGGUACAAUCUACCGUAAGAGAGAACUACGGUAGUAAAGCUGUGACUUCUAACUUUAAAAGCCGAGUCGUUCAUCCGAGAAAUCCCAAACUUGUGAAGGGAAGCCCUGAAGAUGAUAAGGUAAAACUUCAGAAGAAAAAUUUACCUGGUUUAUUAUUGCUUUGGCCAAGUAAUUUUUCCGAAUCGUACUACACUAUGUGUAAAACAACCAGACAAGUGUAUCUCUGUGCUGAGAGUUGAUCGCAAUCCAUCAGCAAGCUUUUAGUACGUUGUAAAUAGAGUUUUGAAAAUUGCAAUAAGUGUGAUUUCAAUUUUAGGAUCUAUGCAUCUCUGUAGCGUUAACUAGCCGGAUGAAUCUGUUUGCAAGGCAAGCGAACAGCAAACAUGUUCUACUGUCUGCAAAAGUCAGCUGAGUAGACUAUACUGAGUUUCGAAAUUUGUAAUGCUCAUAUUAUGAAAGAUUAUGGUAAAAUUGAUUUCCUUUUGCUAAGAAUCAAGUAUUUUCCUCAUUUUUUCUAGAUCAAGAAGGUACAACGCUAAAGAGACGCAAAAAAUGUACACCAAACUAGAUCUACAGUAUACAGUCGCAAAAAUUCCUUCUUUGGGGAUAGCAAUACUGAUCACAAUUAUGAUUUUUUUUCAUAUACUCAGCAAGCUCCUUCUGCUUACAUGGCUGAGAUGCAGCUCACCACAGAUGAAAGAUUUAAGCUCACAUAUGAGAUGAGGGUGCCUCAAAUUAUUGAGUUACUAGACAUGUCAGAACAGACUCUUCAGAAGGUAGAUGGUUGCUUACUCUUUGACUUUGCUUUUGACAACUGUACUGUACUGUACGAAGUUAUCAUCCAUCAAAGUUGGUUUCCUUCACAGAAAACAAAAAUAGUAACUGAUUAAUUGAUUAAUUAAUGGUUUAUUGUGAUCAAUGCUGGACUUGCAUUGUCUCUGAUGUUAAACUCUAUCAUGUUGUUGAAUUGUCAGUCUCUACCACCAACAACAGUCCCUUUCAGGACUACCCCAACCUGGAUGAACACAAAAUUAACCAUCACUCCUAAAAUCAAAUCAUUUACCACAAUUUAAAUAAGAUGACUGAAUUCAUCAAAUAUUAGAAUAAUGAAGACGAAAACACCAAGUAUGAUCUUGUUUUUUUUCUUUUUAAUAAUUUUACCCCUGUAAGAUAAAAUGUGGUCAACAAUUCUUGUGCAUUUUUACAAAAAUUUUGUGGUCUCCUAUAUAUAUUUUUGCUAGUAUGGAAGGACUUGAAGUAAUUGAUUAUUUGCUUCUGUCUACAGUUGUAAUGACAGGGCACAGAAUUCAUCAAGCUUUCUUCAAAAACUGUUAUUUUUUCUCCGUAGUUCACUACUAUGGAUAUUGAAGAGCCUCUGUUUCAGCCGUUUCCUUCAGAUAUUGUGUUCCAAAAUUUCAACCCAUUUGAGACAUAUCAGGUUCCAUUGCAGUUGAGGAACAAUGAUAAGGUGAAGAAGAUUCCUAAGAAAAUCAGAGAAAAACCUCUUACUAAAUAGACUCGUGAUGUAAGAUGUAACAGAAGAGGAAACAUUUUGACAGACAAUAGAUCACCACAGCUACAAACACAUGAAAAGUAGUUGUAAAAGUAAAGUUUUAAGAAAAAGGAUGGGUUUUGAUGGUCUUCAAUUCUUUAGGGGUGUUGUUGCUCUGCAAUACCACUGCAGAGAUAUAACCAACAGAAUAAUCAAUCCACCUGAGGUCAUGUUACUCUUCAUUUUAAUUAAUACUCAGAGACAGAGAGAAAGAACUGAUAACCUGUAUAGCUUCCUCUUAAGGAAAAGUAGGAAUACUCCAUGAAAAUCUACAAUAAGGACAUUGGAUGAAGUAGGUUUGGGCUGAUUUGGAGCUGUGCAGGGCUAACUUUUUUGUUGAGUGUGGUGACUCAACCUUGGGGAAGAUCAAGUUUACACAGAGUUUAAAUUGGUUGGGAUUGGAUUUUAUGUCUGCUGUAUAAUGUAAUGUCUAUUUAAGUAAGUGUUGAUUGAACUGAACAGAAUAUGAUAUCAGGGACAGUGACAAAUAUUGUGGUGUAUUUUUUUAAACUUUGUAGGUUGCUCGUCUUGUUAAAGUGACCCAAACAGAUUCUCCAUACUUCAAGAUCAUCAGCCCUCAUGAUGUGGGACACAAAGUAGCUCCUGGAAUGGAUACUGUCUUCAUCAUUCAAUUCACCCCUGAUGAGAAAAAGGUAUUAGGUGGAGUAGUGUGUUCAUUUGAUAGCUUUGUGAAUUGAAAGACAUUAUACUCAACUCUAGGUUUGGCCUUAUUCUUUCAACAGGACUAUACCCAUGAGCUUAUUUGCAUCACUGAAAGGGAGAAAUUCUUGGUGCCAGUAAAAGCAAUUGGGGCAAGAGCCAUCCUUGACUUUCCAGAUGAGAUCAGCUUUGGAACUUGUCCUGUAAAGGUAUAUGCUUGAAGCAUUUUGAUUGUUGUUUCUUAAUUUACUAUUUAUCAGACUGACAACAAGCAACUGUACAUUUGGGUGUUGCAUGAAUGUACUUGAUGCUGUUGCCCAUUGCUGUUGGGGUAUUGAAUAAUGAAAUCCACAAGUUGCUUAGAUGGCUAAUGACUGCUGCUUGAAAAUUCAAAAUUGAGAUAAAACAAUUUUAGUGGCAUGUUCAUUAUAACCAACUUUGUGGACGCAAAUGUGUGCUGUAUUGGUGAUACUCUGAUACUCAUUACAAAGAAAGUUUACAAGAACAUCUAAAUUUCUUGGUACCACUUAUCAUGUUAUUGUUGUAUCUUCUCAGUAUGCCACCACAAGGACUCUCCUUGUACGAAACAUUGGCAACAGCGAUGCAAAGUUUCAGCUGUUAGUACAGGAGCCAUUCUUUGUUACACCUGACAGUGGUCGGCUGGCUAUCGGGGACAGCAUGCAGAUUCAUGUAGAUUUCAAGGCCUUGCAGACAGGAGACCAUGGUAGUCAUAUGAUUCUUCAAUAUGAAACAGGUAAAUUCAAUUUGUAAAAAUAUUUAAAAUUUCUAUUGUCAUAAGGAUAAUUGUCAAGUUUACUGCAACAUGUUAUUAGAGUCUGACAUGAAUUUCUUUUGUUAAAAUUUGAUACAGGAGAAGAAAUCUAUAUCAGUUUGUAUGGAGCUGCAAUUGAUUACAAUAUCCGACUGGAUAAAAGUACAGUCAAAAUGGAAAACGCUUUCAUAUCAUGUGCCUCACAAAGGUGGGUUACGUUAUACUUGAGAUGACUGACUAGUAUAUAAUAAUGUAUUUCUAUUCAUUCAGUUUCUAUUCUUUGCUACUUCCAUUUGAAAAAAUGGUUAGUAACUUAUUCUAUGUAAUCAUUCUGUAAACUUUAGACUCUAAGAUCAGUAAUCAUAUUCUCCAUACGUUUCUCUAUACAUUUCCUAUUACAUUUCCUCCAAGGAGACUUUGUUGAACAAUCAAGGGUUUCUUUAGUUGGUGAUCAUUUCCUUUAUUCUUGUGACCCUAAUGUUUGAUUCAGGAGUGGUAUUGUGAGGAGAAAUUAGAUGCUGGUCACUAUUAGAGGUCAAAGGGUUAAAGUUAUCUGUCUGUUUCUUCUCUACUCAGGUCUUGUUCUCUCCAGGCUUCCUGUAGAUUUGAAAAAAUAAAACCUUUUUUUUGUCUUUUAUGCCAAAUUGAUUAAGUAGCUUCAUGAUCAGUGAUGCACAAUUGAAAUAUCUACUGGUACUGACCUAAUACCAUCUUCUCAAUCUCUAGGACAGUCACUCUCUCCAACAGAAGUGAUAUUAUUGUCCAGUUCAAGUGGACAAACUUUGCAACAUUAAGGGAAGAAAUGCAACAUAAGGAUAGGUAGGCUUUGAAUUUCUCUCUGUAAGAUUUACUUUCUGUGCAGUAUUGAAGGGACUUUGAUCUUUUUAUGCUCAUCCUAACCCUAAGCAUCUACAUGUACUUUUAGAUAGAAGACUAUAAAAGAUGAUUAUGAAUGGUGUGAUUUUUGAAGCAAAGCUCUACAAAUACUGAGCUAAGAGAAACUCUUUGGAAAAAGAAGGCACCAAAUGAAUAUACUUGGUGCAUGAAAAUACCACUAGGAACUGUGUAAGUCAAUCCUGACAGAAACACAGCUCCAAACAGGAAUGUGUCAUAGCUGAUAAACACUAGAAUGCCAAAACAUUUUCAACCCUCUCAGAGCCAGCUACUAUAAGCAAACUUCCUCUUUGUCAGUAAAUAUAGUUAAGUCAAAUUGCACUUAUUUCUAUCAAAAAACAUAAUAAUUAACUGUUAGGAAUAUUUGGCUGGACUGUUAAUACUUAUAUUCCCGAGAUCUCAAUAGCAAUUCUCCUUACUGUCUGCCAUUCAAUUCUUAUGAUUUUGUGAAUUUGGUAUUGAGUCAACCAAUAAUCCUUCAAUUGAUCGUUUUCUUUAUUCUCAUCACUUUUCGGCUUGUAAGAAGAAAUUCUGUCUUGGUCACUCAUGGGAGUUAAAGGGUCUGGGUGAACUGCUCUCAAUGUUUGUUUUGUAGGUUUUACAUGGACCUUGAGAGUGAGGAAAAUGUGGAAAAGGAUGAGUUCUUUGAAGAAUGCCUCAGUGAUCCUACUCUUCGAGAUCAAAUGUCUAUCUUGACAAGAAAAUUCAAAAACAAGAUGCAGGUAAUAUGGAACAGGUCACAGAAACAACUAAUAACUAUUGAUCACUUUUAUGGGCAAGACUUAAGUUAUGCUUGAAGGCUUUAGUUUCUUCUCAAGUUUCUUAUUCUGUUAUUUUUCCUUUUAAAAUGUGACAGGCAAUUGCUGAUGACAAACUACUUUACGGAGACUCAAUUGUCACUAUUGACCCAGUGGUAAGGAAUGCUAUAGCCAUUCAUUAUAUAAGACCAGCUGCAUAUGUGGGAUAAAGUGCUACCAUAAAAGCACAGAAAAUUACUCAAUUGUUGAUCAUAUACACCAUCAUGCUCUCAACAUUGCUAAGUUAAACAAUUUAGUUUUUUGAGCCAGGACCUUUUUUAAGAUCAGGAAAAAAUGUUUUGUACAAAUCAAUGUCUUUGAUAAUUUGUUUUAUAGGAAGGAGAGAUCUGGCCCAAUUCUCAAGCAGAAAUCAGCAUUAUCUUCAAACCUCAAGAGGCCUGCAAGUAAGAGUGUGAAAAUAAUGCUUGGAACUACAAAUAAGACAUCUUGUUUUAUUUAUAUGAACAUCUUGCAAAUAUUCAAAGGUCAGGGGUUUAUGUACAUGCUUUUUAUAAAAAUGAGUGGCUAACUCAUUGUGGGUGCUUUCUGUAAGCUGUAUACUGCUCCCUUGAAACUUGAAUAUCCAAAUCUUUGGGGUCCAUGGUUAAAAUAAUUUUUUGUCACUGCAUAGAGCAGUUAUGAAUACGGUGAUUACUUUUUUUAAUUAGUAGUUAGCAUAUUGAGUUGACCUCUAAGUGUAGAGGAUCAUCAAUUGACAUUGACUGACAAGAGCUAGUAUUUUGUAUCAAGUUUUAUCUCAGUUGUUGUCAGUACUAUACUUAGUAUUUGUACUGAGAGCCUUAAAUUGACAGUGUGGUUUUUUUUUGUAGCUAUGCCAGAACUAUAUACUGUGAUGUUACAGGCAGAGAAUCAAGGUUGCCUUUAAGAAUUAGAGGUGAUGGAAUAGGCCCUCAAGUGCACUUCUCUUUGGAUACACUAGACAUUGGCAGUGUAUUCAUUAAUUCUCAGCAUUCUUAUGAGGUAAAGAGAUACACUUUUUGAAAGUAUUUUAAACUCCCAUGAGUGACCAAGACAGAAUUUCUCCUUAUGAUAUCAAUACAAUAUUAACCAAACAAGUAUUAUGAAAAUAAAGAAUAUUAUCAAUUGAGGGAUUAUUGGUUGAUCUAAUAACAAAUUCUCUGAAAUAACGUUAUAAGAAUUGUAUGGCAUACAGUGAGGAGAUUGCUAAUGAGAUCUUGGGAGUGAUAGGACUAAUUUGUGUUUAUAAGAGGAAUAUAAUUUGAUGUUUUUCUUAUCCACUGCAGGUUAUUUUGUGUAACAUGGGGGAUAUUGAUGCUGUAUUUAAACUCCUUCCUUCCAACACCCAAUUUGGUCCACAGUUUUCAUUCCUUCCUGCCCAAGGAAUUGUCAUUCCUGGAGGAUACCAGGCCAUUCAGGUAAGAGAUCUUGUAUAACUCCUUCACAAAGAAUACACUCAGUUAAAGGUGAUUCCUCAGAAAAAGAGUUAUCAAACAAUUUUUUUUAAAACUUUCCUUAGAUGUUUCCUACCAAUGUCUGUUUUGAAAAAUACAAUUUGAAAGAUAGGUCACCCACUUAGGUUUAAGAUAUGAUGAGCCAAACUCACCCCACCUAUGCCUGCUCUGGCACUAAACAUGCACACCAUUUGAUCAGAUCACAGUAAAUUUUGAGGAAGCUGGAAGUAAGGGUGUAUAAAGACACAUUAAAAAAAUUUGAUGGUAGAAAAUUUCAAGCGUAUGGAGCAAUUUGAUAAUUCUAUAAUUUGUGAGAGUUGUUAUUGUUAAGAUCAUAAUUUGCAUUAUCAUGUAACAGGCUUUGUGCACGCUUUUAGCCAUAUCUUUUUUCCCUCUGAAUUUUUUUAAAUUUCUCCAGUUUAAAGGGAAUCAUUUGCACAACAAAAUUAUGCAAUAAAAGAUAUAGGUCACUAUGGUCAUUCACGAGCCAAAGACUAUUGUACCUCUUUACCUGGUCCAUUUAUUAAAAGACCAUACUGUAUUCUUGGAAUGCGCACACGCUUAUUCACCUAUUAUGCGAUUUUUAUGUGCAGUACAUGAUGUGCAGUGCAAUACUGAGGAAUCAUCUUAAGACUGUGUAUAAAGUCUUUAGCUGUCAAAGUCUUUCUAUUGAUUUAAAAGCAUUGUGAGUCAUAUUACUGUUCAUUCUUUUAUUUACUAGAGGGAUCAAUGAAGGCACUGUAUGCUAGAGUUAAAUGUCUCAUCUAUGAACACAACAAACUAAUUCCUGCACCUGAGAGCCACUUAUGACCAAGAAGUUUUGGUCAAGAGACAGUUGUCUUGACAAUUUGCUUCUCCUUCCCCCCCCCCCUUUAUUUCUCCGUAAAAAGUUAUUUGAUUCUUGCCAAUAUAAAGAUGUUAUUUGUUAAGCCAAAAACAUGUUUCUUAAUUUACUUAGAUUCACUUCUGCUCACCCAUACUUGGUGAUGUCAACGAAGUGUUUGAAUUUGCUGUGGAAGGGUCGCCUGAGAAACUCGAAUUAAAGAUCUUGUAAGUCACUGGGAUAUUUUUGUGUCUGUUCCUUGGUCUUAGUGUCUCACUAAGUGAUUGACUGGAUAUUUCGUGUUUGCUCUCUUGUUAGGGGAUCAGUGAUUGGCCCCACUUUCCAUUUUAAUAUACCAAAACUGAAAUUUGGAGUAGUUUCAUAUGGUAAGUUGAGAGGAAUUAACAUUGGUUCUUUACUCUUGUUGUUUGUUGUUGAUAUUGUUUCUUUUUUGUUCCAAUGUUCACCAGACAGGCACUUAAAUGAUCGAGAAACAUGAUCAGGAGCUAAUUAUAACUUUUUUUUUGAUGUUCUUGUCAUCCUUUUCUUGUAGGUUUUGUGAACACUCGUGAGUGUACACUGGUCAAUACUUCACUCAUACCCAUGGCAUUCAAUGUACGUGUUCCCGCUGAUGGUUUGAUAAAUGAGGAAACACGAAGCCGGGAUAGUUUGAUUGAUAGUAACAUUAGUGACACUGGUAGCACCAUAAUGCCAUCUCCAAAGGAGUUUGAUAUUACACCGUCUCGUGGCACUAUUUCUCCUCAGGGAGAGCUUGAUAUUAAGGUGAUUAGAAUAUUAUAAUAUUGUAGAGGCAUUUUCUGUAAUGUCCUCUUUGAUGUUGUUGUCUGGAUGGGGCUGUUUGUUCCAGGCACUCUGUUUUUUUUGGCCAUAAGUAAAAAGCAGGGUUAGGAAGGAAAGAAUGAAAGGCUUCUUUGUUUGCCUGCAUGAUUUAAUUUUCUCACUUUAAUCUCCCCAUGAUUAAGGAAAUUGAAGUGUCUCUAAUUACUCUGAGCAGCAUAUGUUAGUUUGUGGCCUUUCCCUACAUCUAGGCAGUUUGGAAAGCUGCAAAACUCUAGAACAAAAAUUUAUCUUUCAAAUUGGCACUCUUAAUCCCCACAGUAUCAACAAGCGCUUUUCAUUCAACUAAUUUAUUCUUUUCACCAUAUUCCUACCAGAAUUGUAGCCACACUGCCUGCAUAUAAACACGCACACAACCCACAAUUCCUCCAUUUGCUCCAAAGAAGGGUUAACACUCCAAACAUCAGCUUUGAAACUCUUUACAGUGGCCAAUUUACCCUAUCAGCUCAGUUGAUAAUACUAAAUGAAUUUUGUCAGUGGCAUGAAUUUGUAACACAGUUUAUAACUUACAAGAAAAAAGAGAUUCUUGGAUACAUAGAAUAAGUUUUGGUACAUGAACAGGGUAGAGAAACAGCAGUCCAUUAUGAGGUUUGAACCCUUGACAGCCUGUCCAUCAUUUGGAUGCAAUAUUUGGAAACCAAUUUUCAUCCUAAUUUCACAGGUGGACUUUGUGUCAACCUCUGUCAAAAAGUAUGAAAUUGCUUUGGUAGUUGAUGUGGAUGGAGUUGGAGAGGAGAUUCUGUCACUUCCAAUAAUAGCCAAGUAUGACCAUUUUAUAUUUGUUGUAAUGUUUUUUCCCUUUAAAGGUUAGGUACACUAUUUUUCAUCAGGUAUUUCUGUCUUUGAACACUGGCCUACUAAGUUUUCAAAAGGAAAGACUACAGAUACCACAUGGUUGUCUCUAUGCUCCUCCAUGAUGACAGCCCAAAACAUUUCAAAAAACACAAGUUUAUUCUAUUAAACAUAAAAUUACAUCUUUUAAUCAAAUUGAAGCACUGAGGUGAAAUCAUUCCUCUUUGGGAAACCUUCAUGCAUGUGGAAUGAAAUUCUUAGACUUAAACUCUGAUCACAGAUGAAGAUUUCUUAAAUCCUGUCGCACUUUUUAAUAAGGAAAUAUUGAUGACUGCUCUUUGUGUUGACAGAUGCGUGGUCCCACCCAUUACUGUCUCUACACCACUCUUGGAUUAUGGUCGUUGUUUUCUCCAUCACCCCUAUGAGCUUCUUGUCAAUCUGGUGAACGAGUCUGAUCUGCCUGCCAAAUAUGAAUUGUUGUCACAGGUAUUUACUUUUAUACAUGUAAAUUUUCUCAUGGGUACAUUCAACAUAGAAGUUUUCUAGUGUUGUUUUUGUUGAGAUUUUUUGACAUGUUGGAUUGAUUUUCUUCGUUAUAAUAACAGGUUGUGGAAGAUGUGACACCAAUCCUGUAUACAAGUCCUGAACCAAAGGUUAGAGUUUAAGAAACGGCAAAAAAUGGUUUCCGGCAGAAAUUUCAAUCACGAGCAGCAAUCAUUAGUUUCUGCAAAAUACAGAUACUAGCCAAUCUAGAAAUUUUAUGUGCGAUGUGAUAAUACUUGCAACCUCUGAUGCAAUAAAGCUGGACUGAACUUACACAUCAGAUAGAAAAGAACAAGAGAUGUUACAAUGUAGAUUUAUCUUCUUUUCCUGAUCGUUUCUAGUGUAACUGUUGGCUGCUGGUUGUAAGUUAACCAAUUAAAGUAUCAUUGAAUUUCUUGUUCAAAAGAUGGGCUUGGUGGAUAGGUCUACUAGUGUUUCCACAAUUAUUGUUUGUGUUUUAUGGUUUCAGGGAAUUAUCCAGCCUCAUUCUGUGAAAGAAGUUCCUCUUCAUAUUACAGCAGAGUGCCUGGAGGAAGUUACCACUGUGGCUUACUUCAUGAUAUUUGGGAGCAGUGAGGCUCCACUGGUAAGGAUGACACUGUAAAGAUUACUAGUGGAUGUAAUUUUUUAGACACGUGUAACCUACAAUGGUAGCUAAGAAAGGCUAGAGCAUUAGUGGAAGCGUCUCUAGUGCUUUAUAAACUUUCCAAGUGCUUCGUAUCUCGAUGAACGCACGGCUGUCACAUGAAGUAAUUGCUUUAAAGCACUUUCAAAGAAAUAGUCUAAAUGAUUCAUUUAGAGACGUUCGAGCAGGUGGGCUUUAAUGCUAUAUACAAGUCGUCAGCGUGCACAAAAGGAAUAUAAAGCACACUCAAGCUUUGAAUUGGAUGAUACAAAUUAACUAAACAUUUAUUUUAAAGGGGGUAAGUUUUAAAGAAAACUGUGGUACUGCGUCGGUGGGGUGUUAUAAGAUAGUUUGGGUUAAAAAACUGAGUUGACAAUGUCAGAGCUCUGACGAAGGGCUGACGCUCGAAACGUCAGCUUUAGAAACUACUUACGGUGGCCUAGUUACAUCAUCAACUUACUUGAUAGAAUCAAAUGAUCUAAUUAUUUUGCAAUUCUACUUAUGUUCCAGGGAGUUCAGAUCCAGUGUGUGGGUGAGGGACCAGUCAUACAUGUUGUUCCAGCUCAUGUUGAUUAUGGGACCAUCCCAGUUUUAACAGACAUCUCCAAGAUUGUUCAGCUUUCCAAUGAGUCCCUGAUUCCAGCGCAGUUUUCUUGCAGUAUGGUAAGUAUUGUACAUGUUCAUCCUCAAAUGUCUUUGAAGCAGUUGAAGUUAACAUUUUCUUUUCAUUUCCUUGAUUUUUAGGUUCGUCCCAAUUCGCUGUUUUCUGUUGAGCCAGCCCAGGGUGUUAUUCCACCUGAAAAUACUCUGCAACUUAAAGUCACCGCAAAUGUUGAUGAUACAGUCAAGUAAGAAUUCUACCUUGUUAUGUUAGAGUGCAUUUCGAUUGAUUGUCGUGAAACAAAAUCAAAGUAAUUACAACAACCAAUCGUAAGGAUGGAGAGUACCCGAUAGAGCCAAUCAUAAGAAAGGAGAGUACCCAAUAGAGCCAAUCAUAAGAAAGGAGAGUACCCAAUAGAGCCAAUCAUAAGAAAGGAGAGUACCCGAUGGAGCCAAUCAUAAGAAAGGAGAGUACCCGAUAGAGCCAAUCAUAAGGAAGGAGAGUACCCGAUAAAGCCAAUGAGAACUCAAAGUGUAAACAAGCAAACCGCUUAAAGCGCGGGAAAACGCGAAUGACAGAGUCGCGAUUGUUUUGAUUUUUUCAUUUGAUUGGUUGAGAGAGCAGCGGGAGUUUUCUGGACCAAUCACAAAGCAAAGAAAAGUAAAACUAGUACAAUCCGGGAUAAGUAAAAUUACUCUUAGAAAUGUACUCCUUUGGUUAGGACCUCAAAUUCUUCAUACUUGUGACUUAUCUGUGUUGUCGUCUUUUCCAUGCGUGUUGCAAAACCAAAAUCAAAACCAAAGUAAUCAUAACUGCCUAUCAGAGCAUAACACAAAAUAACAAUGGGUUAUUAAUAAGAACUCAAAAAUGAAGAAACGUAAAUUAUUCAAAGCACUUAUGCCUAUUAGAUGCGUGAAGUGGUUUACAGUGAAGUAAAACUGAAGCAAUCUCUGAUUACUUUACUAUAGUUUAGUCGCUAUAACAAGAGUUGCUUUGAAGCUAUCACUGGCUGUUGUCUUUCCACUAAUGGAUCAUCCAUUCCCACGAAUAUUUUUGUCAGGUUUCAGGACAAAUUGUCAAUCAACAUUAGUGACAGUCAGAACCAAACAGUCAGCCUCAUGGCCUACGGCUCUGGCACAACCAUCGUCAGUGAUCCUCCCCUAGCUCCAGCCGUUAAACUUGGUCCACAGUUCAGUUGCCAGCCUGUCAAGAGAUGGUUCCAACUGACAAACAGCGGAAGGAGGCCUCAACAGAUUUAUUGGACCACUGAAGGUUUCCUCCCGUACAGGACUAAGAAGAAGCCUGAGUACAAUCCGGAAGACAUGAGAUACCAGGUAAUAAGCUAGAAAGGUUUUAAGCUGCGAGCUAAAUGGAGAAUAUUGAAUACAAAUUCCUUUACAGUGACACAUUCACCCUGAUAUCACUAGAAAUCAAGUUCUAAUUACUCAGAUUGUGUCAGAGAAAGUGUAAAAACCCGUAGCGAGUGGGAGAACCAACGACCAAAAAUUCAUUGUUGUAGAAGUACUCAUAAGUAGAUAGCUUGGUUUCAUCGCACAUUACAGAAAACCGGAAGUUAAUGUAUGAAGACAAGCCACUUGUGCCAGGAAAUUAAUGAAUUAUGUGCCACUGGAGUUAUUGUAGCAUAUGGUUAUACUCAUCAAAUUGCUAAUACAACGGUUCAUGUUGGUUUAACAGGGCCAACCACCACCUGUUGAUCCGCCUAAGCCUGUGUUUCAGUUAACACCCGACAGAUUGGUACUACAUCCUGGAGUUUUUAGAUCAUCAUGCCAAAAAGGCAUGUAAAACUGGAAGGAUAUUGCCAUGAACUUGAUGCCCUCCCAGGUCUUCCCCAUCUCCUUUAUUUCCUUCUCAACUGUCCGUCGCCAAUCUUGGGGCGACCCUGCUUGCGUUUCCCUUCUGGCGUCCAAUGCAUUUUUGCAAUGGAAAGCUACAUAACCGAUCUGCUAUGGAAUUUUUAUAGUAACAUGUUUUUUAGGAGGCAGAUGCUACUUGCCAUUUUGGACGUUAUGAAAAAUUUGCUUCUUCUCUCAUUCAUCGCAUUUAUUUGUCGGUAGUUCAUUUUUACAGAGACAAGUAUUGUUUUGGUCAUAGAUUAUGUAGCUAGAUCUCUGUGCUCAUCCUGAAAAUGGGUUUGUACAUGAUAAUGGAAACGUUAUGGCAACAAGCUCUUUAUUUUUGUAUUUUUUUAGUCCACAAAUUGUAAAGGAGCGCAUGUUCUGUCAUGCUAUCAUUGGCACUAGUACUGGUAAGGAACGUAUCAUGAGGGUGGAUAUUAGUGCAGAGUUUAUCAGCCCACUGCUGUCUUUUUCUCAAAGGGAGAUAAAUUUCUGUGUCAUGAAGGUAAGCCAGUUGAACUUAAAACAGAAUUGUUACCAUUCCAUGGGAAGGAUUGUUUGCUUUUGUGUUCUUGAUGUUUUUGUGUUCUGUAACAAUUAUCGCCCAUGUUUUAAGUGGUAGAUAGGUGCAUAAAUGCCCGCGCGGAUGAAUUGCAAACCUAGACCUGAGGAGAAACUGAACGUUGCAAACUCACCCAACAACGAGGCCGCCUCCACAUAGAGCCAUCAAAGGAACUAUUAUGCCUUGGAAAGUUAUUCUCACCAAACAAAAAUAGCAGAAUUUCAAAACUUCUUGUUUUUAGCGGAGUGAAUUCGCUCUCAGCUCUCUCUGCUAAAUGUUGAUGAAGGUAAUUUUUGUUAUAUGGAUUACAUUUUAACAUAGAAAUUACUAUUUCAUUAUUUGUUUCUUUUUUCUUUUUUUACCUGCAGCACCCUGAGAGCACUUUGGAAGUAGAGACCAAGCAAGUCAUGAUGCACAACGUGUCAUCCCUCCCGCUCACAGUCGUGUUACAAGCUUCCUAUCCCUUUCAGUUGCUUGUGGAGGAUCCACGUUGGGCACCUGUUAAUGUUAAAUCAUCUCAAUCGGUGAGACAACGUGCAUUUAUAAGAGAACAUUUUUUUCAGUAUUUACUUUUAUAAAAUACAUUUUGAAUGAUAAAGUAGUGUGCAGCACGGUACCAACUCAAACUUUAAAAAACUUGCCCUAGCCUCCCCUGCGUUUCGUGUGACGGUAACGGAGUUUAUCGGAGAGUUUUCAAGGUUGCUUUCAAUGAGGAACAAUCAGGAUGUAUUCGCAAGGCAUGAAUAAGGAGUUGUACGUGAGUGGCAAAGGGAUUACAUGUACUAAAUCGUGACACAUCUGAGGCUCACAGAUUUGAGCUCUGUUGUAUUUAGCUUUGGCUUUUGUGUAGCAUCGGAAGACAUGCAGGUUAAUGCCAUUUACAAACGUUUGGGUAAUUAUUUCCGAAGUUAUUGUUUUCCAUUUUCAGGAAGUGUCACUGGGCGUUGGUGAGAAUAUACCCGUGCUGAUUCAGUUCGAUCCUUCUUACAAGGAUGACUUUGUGACCAGAACCGCUGAGAGUCAAUUAGAGGUGUCAUUCAAAGAACAUCCACAAAAGGUGAAGAGCUUUGUGUCCAAUGAUUGGGUCUUUACUCCUGUAACACCUUUAUUUUUAUAACGGAAUGCUUUACAAGUGACAAAUAGUGAAUUACGCAAGGCUUCACUCUCACAUCUAAGGUGGUUUAAGACUAGCCAUUGAUCUUUCAGUUUGAUCAUGAGGGUGACAGUAGUCUUGAAAAGGACUUUUGACGGUCGUAUUAACUGAAGUUUCACCUUCACCCGUGCGAUCUAACAACACGAUCAGCUUAUCAUUUAACUUGAUUUCAUUUACCCUUUCACUCUAACAAACUUACCUUAACAACAGAACUCAAUGCUAUAGCGAAGUAUUAAAAAGCACACCCAAUGCUCUUUCGAAGGGCGUAUCCUCAACAAGGCAGUAUUGGAUUUUUGCUGUUGUGGUUUAUUUAUCUCUCGAUAAUCAACAAAGUAUGAACAAAUUUCAGGAGUUUCAGUAAAAGCCGGAGACCAGCGGUCUUCUGCCACCUGUAAAAACCUUGAGCCUGCGAGGGGUAGGCUCUCGUCUUUUGGUUUUUGCCUUACGGCACAGCUGCCCAUUACACUAUUGGCAGCCGCUUAUGGAAAAAUUUAUCGAAACCCCCGAAAUUUAGCUAUGGGCUUUUUUCAGAAGCUUACAACGUUUGCGUGUGGCUUUGUGUAUUUCGUAAAAAAGGCUGUGGUUAUUCAUUGUGGUGAAAAACAAUGGUCGGAUUCUAUUUGUUGCUUAUUAUUUGAUUGUUCAGUACUAAUACUGUGCUACUUCUUCCAGGACUUUGUGAGUCUGAAAGGAGAAGUGUUCUUCCCUAAUCUUACAUUUGAGAUGGAAAAGGUAUGUUAAUUAACCUUUUUUUGAUGACAGAGGCACUUUGUUAUUUUUGGGUGGCACUUAUGCUCCAAAUCUGUGCGUACUUCUUCUACUACCUACCAUAUAUACUGAGCUAAUGGAAACUGUUGAAACUGAUUUACCUCGUAGGUUGACUUUGGCUGUAUAUUGAAUGACACAGAAGUGACCCAAGUAGUGAAAGUCACUAAUCACAGUCCAAUGGAUGUCAAGUAUCAGUGGAGCUUUGUUGAUUCAGCUAUUCAGUUUGAAAACAAAGAGGAAGAUGAAGGUAUGUGAGGCUCGAUGAAAAUUUCCCAACGUCUCGAUCAGAAUUUAGAUUAUGACACAAGUGCUAUGCAACUCGUAAAGAUUUCCUGGCGCACUUUAUGUUAGCAUGCGUUGCAGGCCUUUCGUUCUCCUCUUAUUCUCGCGGGAAAAGCGUGAGCGGAGCGCUGGGAUGCGAGGGCAUGGAGAGAAAGCGAGCUGAAAAGAGCGGACGAGAGGAUCCUCCUGCGACUCUUGUUUAGUAAAGGGAUAACGGAGGAGAAAGCUUCAUGAGCCAUAUUUUAAAAUAUAGAGUAAGAAAUAUAAUUUCAGCUUCUAAAUGCCUACUUUUUAGGAAUUGUAGUCGAGGUUGAUGAUGACAGCCAAGAGGAUAGUGAAGAAAAACCGGAAGAUGUUGACAACGUGAUGAUCGAAGUAACAGGUGAUCAUACCCCCGAGUCACCUCGGCUUGUAGACUUCACAGGAUCACCAGUAAUGAGCAGACCUUCUACUGCUUCAGAACAAAGGCCACAGGAUGCAAGCCCAGCCAAUCAGCUGGCAGUGCCGUGGAGACAGACUGAACUGCUUGAUAUUGGAAUUGAAGAGGUUGGUUUUCUAAUAUCUGCCACUUUUCUGAUCGAAUAAAGUGAACACAGAGGGAUAUUCUUGCGGGCAAAACCCUUAGUUAAAAAUUGAAAGGUGUUUUAGAUUACAUUGUUUCUUGUUUUAUUCUCUGUCAGAUUUUUGACAUCUUACCACUGUAUAGCACCCUUCAUCCGCAUGAGACGCAGAAAAUACAGUUCACCUUUUAUGGUCAUGCCAACAUUAGUUCUCAGGCUGUUGCCCGCUGUACUGUGUACGGAGGACCUGAAUACGACAUUGCACUUCUGGGUCAAGCGUCCCUAGUGCAGUAUUUCUUCGAUCGGCAGAUUGUCGACUAUGGAAAACAGGUACAGCAAAUACAUUUUGAAUAAUCCCAUUCGUGAAAGCUGUGUUUUAAGAAUUGGAAUGUCAAGUUAAGGACUCUGACAGUGUAAAAACAAAUUCAUAUAUUAUCGUCAGUCGAGGAAAGUUUGAUUUAAAGGAAUUUGAGUGAGGCAAAUCUGAAACACGUAUCAGUGCGAACAGACUCUCCUUCUCUCACACAACGCAACAACAUUUUUUUUCUUGCAUCUCUUAUUAUUUUUUCAUUUUAUGCAGUUAUCUAAACUACUUUGUUUUUGUAGCUGUUUGACCAAGCAGCGGUUGCAGAGAUCGUUCUCCACAAUACUGGUAAAGUAGGCCUCGAUUUUGUGGUCCUCAACGUGGACAGUGGAAAUAAGCUCCUUCCAGGCGCCCCAAAUGUUUCCCCAAUUCAAGGGCAUAUUAAGGCCCUCAGUAACCAAACACUUACCAUCAAAUAUCUACCUGGUGUGCCAGAGAAGUUUGAGAAGACAUUUCAGGUAAAAAAAAUUUACUCUUGAGGUAUUCACGUAUUCUUUGAAAACAGUAAAAGUACUAUGUUGGGCUUCAGAUUUUUCACGUGUCUUUUACUUGAUGAACCCAGUGGAACAGAUAUUGUAGCGAAUGUCAGUGACACUAGUAACUUAUAUGUUGGAGGGUCCAUAAAAUGAAAACUUUUAUGAAGCGGACAACCGCGGGACUCUCGUUUGUCUCUUCUUAAAUUAGUUAUGAUAAGUCGCGAAUUAGUGAGCUUAAUUUUGUUAUCCGCUACUGCUUAACGUAGUUAUUUGCGGGCGGUUUUUUUUUUCGUUAAGUAUUGAAAAAAUAUUGGGACAAGGGCUACUUUCCACUUAAUUUAGGGUGUUCACUUGAUGUGAAGUCCGCCUAAAAUGUGUUUGUUUAUUCUUGAAUACAUAACUUGAUCCUAGUUUCAAGCCGGGUUUAGAGUAAAUUGUUGAACAAUAGCGUGAUAAUGUACAUGGUUACGACUAUAUUUCCUAAUCUGUUAACCCUUUCAUCCCUAAAAGUGACUGGUAUCUAAUUUCUCCUCGUAAUAUCACCCCUGAACGCCAACGAAAGAAGCUUAUGAUUAUUAAACAAAUUCUCCUUGUAAACAUCUUGGGAAAUGUAUAGAACAGUAUGGAGAAUAUGCACACUGAUGUUAGUGACGAAGCUAACAUUUCCUUUUCGUUGAACGUAAUCCUUUCUACUUUUCAUUUGUUUUGUUGAACAGGUUAGAGUUGCUCACUUUGAACCUAACAAAAUUACCCUGUCAGGGGUGGGUGUGUUUCCCCGUGUCGUGUUUGACCUCCCCCAUGACAAAGAAGACGUCAGAUACGAGGAGCUGACCCAGCAAGCACGCGAGAACUUGGAACGAGAAAAGUCAAACCUAUCAGAAAAGAGUGUAGAUGACGUACCGUUCGGAGCUCUCGCAAAUGUAAGUACAGUCAGAAAAAAAUGUAUCUUUAUGUGCUUUUUUCUUGAGCAAAAAGGGACUUUGUUACCUGAGUAUACAGGUACCCUAUGGAAAAAAGACCUCCAUCAGUCUCUACCUUUCUUCAACAUUUUCCUAUUAAAUCUUUGAUUACUUUUUUUAAUUAACCCCGCCUUGACCAUUAAACCCCAUGAGGGUGACUGGCACCUUAGUUCUCCUCAUCGUCACUGCUGAGUCACACCUAAAGGUCAUGAAAAUAAAGGAAAUUAUCAGGAAGCUCCUGAUGGUUGAACAUAUUCUUCCUGUCAGAACAAUAGAAAAUUCAUGGACAACAUUAUGGAGAAUAUGCAUGUGUUGCGAUGUGUUGAUAUGAGGAGGAAGGCUAGUCCGGCUAGUCCGGCUCGGACUAACGGUUACCGUGAUCUCGGCCCUCGGAACUCGAAUAUUCCAUUCACGAACCCUUCAGCUGAGUCACAGGGAUAAAAAUUGAAAUAUCGUACUUUUUUAUCUUGAUAGCCGAGUUGAAAUCUCCCUUAAGAAUUGUACUGAGCUCUUAGCUCCCUUUCUAUAAGAAGAGAUGAUAAAAUUCGUCUCGUUAACUAAUCCAGCCUCGUUCGCUGGUCUAAUACGGACAGACCCUGAUUGAAAACUUUCCUCGAUUAGUGUGGAAUACUUAUCUUCUAGAGAAAGCUUUUUGUCCGCCAAUUGUUAGACGUUAUAGCUGAACUGUAGGUAUCAUUUUUGUGAUCAUUCUUUCUCAGUCUGUCGGCGACAUCGGAGUACAGAUGGAGGUCGAACGACUGUUAGUGAAACAAUUCGCUGUAGAGCAACAGGAAUCAACAAGAAACGUCUCUUUUGUGCAUACCUCCGGUUCCCACAGAACUGCAACAAAGAAACAACGACCCAAGUAUGUUUUGUCAUGAGUUGCAUCACGCAGAGCAUAUAGAAAAUGAUACCCUUUCAUUUCCACAACCCCUGUCCACAUCAAAUAAAUUGCGUGUUCUUAUGCGAUUACUUUCAUGCGUAAAAUUAGUCGCUAUUUCAGUAAAUACUUAGAAGUUUAAAACUAGUCAGGUGUUUGUCGCGAUAGAAAUGAAUGAACCAUUAACUUAGGAGCAAUUGUACUCCUCUGGAUUCAAUUAUUCUCUUGCUAGCGAUUCAUUCUUGAAGUUCGCAACGAUUAAUUCGAAAAAGAUUCCCCCAUUCCCCCCCAACUCGUGCAGGAUCAAUACUACUAAAAGGUCUUUUAGGUUAAUUUUAGCUUUCUGGAGACGGACUGCCUUAGUCGUGUGAUGAAGGGUUGAUAUAACAACGUACUGUUAUUUUUUCAGAGCUCAGCUGAUCAGUUAUUUCCUGGAUUUCGGAUAUGUAGUUUAUGGCACAGUUCGAUCACAUGUAGUCCGUGUCACCAACAACGGACACUUCCCGGUGUCUUUUGCACCUGACAAGUCAGUUCUGUCGGGCAGCGGAUUUGGAGUGGAAUUGGACCGAGUGCGUAACCUUCCCGGUGAACCAGAUAACGAAAGUAUGGAAUUCAUGGUGACCUUUGACCCUAGAGCGGCUGGACUUCCCAUGGGUCCAGUUGAUCUGCACGUGCCCUUUAACGUGCUCAAUGGUCCUACGUUUGGGUUGAGGAUUAAAGCUGUGGUGACAAUGCCGGACAUGACAGUAUCUACAGAUUCGCUAGAUUUUGGCGUGGUGGAGUGUGGGAACAGUAAGGUCAUGACGAUACAGCUACACAAUAGCCAACAAGUCAGGCGAGUAUCGACACCACAAGAUGUUGUUGUGUAUUUAAAUGUGUAGUUCAAAUCGUCUCUUCUGGUCAGAUGUUCAAUAAGAGAACAGAAAAAGUGAAAAAUUCCAAAAUAGGGAGAUUUUGCUUCAUAACAGAAUAUCUGGAAAAUAAAGACCGUUCUCGUACCUGUCCACUGAAGUAUUAUCAGAGAUUUUGACUGCGCCAUUGCUUAAACAAUGCUUAAUUUUAUUUAUUAAAGACGAUGCAAGGCGUUACAUGGUAUCAUUUCUUAGUUCUAAAAAGAGCAAAGACGCAGUAGUUGCCGUUAUAAAUGAGAGAAACGGAAAACGGAAAAAAAUUUCUUAUUAAUUUUUGUCCUUUGCCAUCUGCCGGUAUUCUGAAGCCUCUCUACGUUAUAGCUCACUUUCUAUUCUGUUCUGUCUAUUCAAAUAUUACAGGAAAAAUAAUCGUUUUUAGAGGAAAAAUUUCCAUUUGAAUUUGUAUGAGAUGUUGUUCUUAAUCUGUGCGAUAAAAUUUCUUUUCCGUAGGUGUGACUGGUCAUCUGAACCUCCGGAAGAAAAAAAGAAAAAGGUAGAUAUAUAGUAGUAUGGCUGCCAAAAUUUGAUUUGUAGAUAACGCCAUAUUUCAUGUUUUGCUACACAGUCCGACAAGAUGAUUCCACUUCAUCUACGCAAAAAGCUUCGCACAGAAAAGCCUAAACCAAAACACUUUGAAGUGAUGCCGCCCAUCGGUUCCCUAAUGCCUGGUCAGCGGAUUAAUGUCCAAGUCAAAUUCAUGCCCAGUGAAGAGGUUAGAGGCUGCUGUUGAAACUGUUUUCUAGGGAUUUAUUCUUGCAUUGCUUUAUUCUGUUACUUGUCUUACGCACGUAUUAAUUUGUUCUUGAAUGGUCUUACUUUCGCUUGCUCUUUCUGCAACAGAUUUCUUACAGCAAUCGUCUUGUUAUCCGGAUCGCCCAAAGUUCUAGCCGUCACAUGAUCAGCGUGACCGGUCAGGGAAAUGAGCCCAAGUUAGACUUCAGUUCCACUCUGAUCGAGUUCGGCCCAGUCCUUCCUCAUUCAUCUGGGGACGAGAAGGAAGUAAUCGUGCGAAAUCCUUCAUCGUUUCCUGUUGAAAUUUACUCUUUGGAGUUUGACAAGCAGUACUUGGAGGAGGAGAAGGUAUAAACAAGAAUAUCAGCGUGAUUUUGAAUGAGAACGAUGAAAAUGAUCGUUUUUCCGAAGUUAAACACAUCUGCGGUGAAAGUACGAUUAGUGUUUACGCUAUGGCUUUGACGGCAAUAUUAAAUUUAUUUCAAACUUACGCCAUCGUGAGGUGCCUUAACUUCUACCACAUCGCUAAGAAAAAAUCUCAAGAAGAUUGGACUGGGACAAGAAACUUUACGAGCUGAUAAUUUUAACCUUUUUUCACCAAUGAUAAGGCUUCAUUUCAACGACGCCGCAAGUAUUAUCCAUACUUGUUGCUUUCUGACGAAGUUGGGAUUAAAGUCAGGCUACAACUUCAAACAAUAUUAAGGUGGACUAUUCAUCGAUUUCAAUUUAAUUGACUAAAUCGUUUGGAACUUCACUCUGUAAUGUAACGUAAAAUACCCUUAAGAACUUAAAAAUGUACUAAUGAAUAAAUUGCUUGAAAUUUACUAAUGAUUAGUUUUUGUGUAUUUGCAGAUGCUUCGCACGAUGAAAGGCUACGAUGAAUACAACACCAUUCUGCUUCCCCCGCGCCAACCUGGGGACAAGCUUCCUCAAGAAAUCACAGAUGCCUACAAUGAACAGCAAAGAAAGAAGGAGGCGGAAGAAAAGGAGAAAGCAGAGGCAGCGGCAUCUGCGGCAGCCGCUCAGGCGGAGAGGGCCGUAGAGGAAGGAGUGGAAGGUGUGCCUCCUAUCAUUGCUACACAGCUGGCUUCAGCUUCCGGUGAACGGGAGGGUGGCAGGUCUGGUAGUGAUGUGGGCGAGGGAGCUAAAGAUGGUAAGGGAGUGAGCAAUAGGAUUACUGAAAUAUGAAUCUUAAGGUGUGUUAGUAGAAGACCUCUCCUCACUUAGUAUCUUAUUUGUUUACGUCUUUAUAGACAGCAGUAGCCUCGGUGUUGGCGAACUGGAAAUCACACCCGUGUCCGCUUCCAUCGCUCGCUACCUUGGCAUCGACUUGACAGCAGAGGGCAGGGCAGCCCGUAACAGACGAGGAAUUGCUUUAGUGGUGCACGGAGCACCUCUCUCUGGAAAGACAGCCACGGCGGUGUCACUGGCUAAGACUUAUGGAGCAGCGCUACUGACAGUAGAUGCAGUGGUUAUAGAGGCUAUAUCAAAUGGAAACACCUCUGCAGGUGAGUUAUGAUGGGCUUGUGCAGGAGUUUGCUUAUCCGGGAUAAAGUGAUGAAAAUGGCAACAAAAUGAGUCUUAAGAUCGACGAAAGGUUGGCGGGCAAGUAAGGACUACUUACACUGCUGUUACACAGGUUUCUAACAUGGAUCUUUUUUUUUAAAAUGUUUUGAAUAUAACCAUUGAUAUAUCGAUGGACAUUCUUAUUUUCCAAAUAUCGCGGACGAUCGCAAACGAAACACCUUCAACAUAUGGAAAUCCAUCUUGUCCUUGUGCCAGGCAGUUAACUCUCAAAGUGCUUCUCUCUUUCCAAGAUAUGAGUACUAAAAUAAAACGGGGGAACGUGAUGAAAUCCUGGGCCAGGGUACCUAUUAUGCACUUACACCAAGGGGAGUUUUAAUGCCUCUAGUGGCUUGUUCCUUGAGAAACCGGCUUAAGUUCGCGCGGGAUGACUCACUCCGAUACUUAUCUCUCUUGAUUAUGAUAUUUUGCCCGCUCUUGCAGCUCAAAGAGCCAAAGAGUUGUGUGCAUCAGCUGCUCGAGCGGCUAAGGAAGCGGAACAGACUGCUGAAUUACAGCUGAACCAACCCACGGUGGCACUGAGUGUAGAGGCAGUAGCUGCCCUGGGUGCGGCCACUGGUCCCUCGGUUUCCACUGCUGGCUCUGUCACCGGAGCCCAAUCGUUUCUUGGGAAGGAUCGUAAGACGUCCACCAUAGCUGGUGGCCCCCGUGGAGGAGGUGUUGGGAAGAAUAUUCCUCAGCUUCAGCAAUCGCCCCCAGGGACUCCACCCCAGGCUGCACCUUUAGGCCGGAAGCUGAGUGUCAGUGCUAGCGUCGCCGGUGAAGACGGACUUUACAGCUGCUUGCUUCCUGAGGAUCUUCUUGUCGAACUGCUGGCGGAGCGAUUUCAGGUUGGUUUGAGAGGAUAAACACUGUUUUGAUAUCUAAUUAGACAGUUGGAAAAAUGGCGUCAGGAGGUUAGUGUGCGAGUUCGUGAACAACUUUUUAACUGUUGCAAGUUUAUCUAUUUAUCUAUUUAUCUAUUUAUCCAUGUCUCGAAAUUACAAAUAAUCGCACAACACUCAAGCUCGCUCUCUUACUCACAUGACAUCCAAUUGAUCUUAGUGCAUAACAAUGAAGAUUCCCAGUUAGAUAAAGAGGGAAAGUGAACAAGAAGGCGAUCAUUAUUAUUAUUAUCAAGGCUAACAACUUCUUUCUGUGUACGAAAUUUAGACCUUAAGACACGUUACCAUCUCCGUCAGAUGCAAUCUUUCAGAGUAUUAGAAUGUUCUGCUGAGCCCUUUACCAACUAUUUCAAAGGCAGCUCGUUGGCGAAUAAAGCUUUUUAAAAAAGACAUUAAUUGUUUUUAGUUGAGUGACUGUCAGAAAGGAAUCGUAGUGGAUGGCUUGGAGUCGCUGUUCAGUCCAAACAUGAUGGGUACAGCAAAUGCUAUUCUCCGUGCUUUCAAUAACCGCAAAUACAUCUUCUUUGUGACACUGAUGUUGGAUCAGGCCAAGCUAAAGGCUGUGGAAGAAAAGAAGAAAGAAGAGCAAGGUAAGUGAAUCUAUAAUAAACAACAAAAUGAAAUAAGUUUCGUUGAGAAGUAUGGCUUGGCAAAGUUAGGCUAUGCUGUGUUUAGACUGCAGCUUCGUUUGAAGUCAUCAACGUGCACUUUAGACAUUGCUUUCAAGCCAAAUCAGUUAAAUAUUAUUGAAUAUUAUUAAUCCUCAUUGGGCCUCCGUCUGUUUGUUGUUACAUCUUUCUAUUUUCAUAGUCGCGUGGCGGUGUUUUACUCUUUGGCAAGUUUUUCGAACAAUAUGCACGUCAAAUGCUGCGACAGUGGAUCUACUGGUUGCUAUACAUGCACUUUUGAGGAAACUAUGUUUGUUCAACUUUUUAUAGUGAGGAUGAAACUGUAUUUUAUCCGACGGAUAGCUUAGGUAUCAUAUACAAGGGGAAUAGAAGAUCGUUAAGGGAAAGUCACCAGUGUAAAUGAGGUUUAAAUUUCACAUUUGAUUUUGCUUUCUUCAGCCAAGCUUGAAAAACAAAAGGAGGAAGAAGAGAAACGGCGAUUGGAGGAGAUGUCUGAAGACGAAUAUGAUGCUCUAACGGAAGAAGAGAAAGCUGAGGUUGAUAGGAAACACUUGGAGCAAAAGAAAGAGAGAAGAAAACGAGAGCUAGAAAGACAGGAGAGGGAGAAGAAAGAAAGAGAACUGCAAGCUUUGAUGGAGGAAAAAAGACUCGAGGAGGAGCGGUUAGUGAUUACUAAACUGUUUUCUUUAACAUGGAAGACAAAUGUGAUAGCUUGGCCCGGUACCUCCUGAGAUCUGAUUAGUAAUUCUCCCUAUUAGUUGCUAUACAUUUCUUUGUAAAUAAGUAGAGAGAUUUUAGCGUCAAAUAAAGCUAACACUAAUGCUAAUUUUGUUAAAUGUUUUGCCUGACGUGUAGUGUGGCUUUUGUCAAAACAAGCAUUUGUGAUCAGUUUAGUAAUUGUGGUUUUACGACCCUCAAUAGAAAAGCUCUCUAUUAUUCUAAUAUUUUGUUUUUGCCGUAUCUUUCUUUCAGUGGCAAUCAAAAAGGUAAACGCCGAGGAGCUCAACAAGCAGGAGGUGCUGGAGCUAAGAAAGGUCAUGAUGGAAAGGAAAAGAAACCUGAGAAAAGCAGUGAUAAGCUAACGCCUAAUCGCACCACUGGUCUGUCUACACAAGCACAGCCCUUCGACACGCGCACGGGCGCCCCGUCGGUGAUUUCCGAGCGUUCCGACAGCAGUGAUGUUACCGACGACAAGAAGCGACUAAGUAUCGCCAAAGUACAGAAACAUCGCCAGUCAUCGGCCAUCAUGAACCCUCCGUUGAUCCCGCAAGUUGAGGAAUCAAAACCACCGACUGAGGAAGAGGAGAGGGAGAAGGAGCUUACUAAAAAGUAGGUGGCGUUAGGUACUAAUAAGACUUACUCUAACUGUUUUUGUAAAGAGCAUUCAACGGCAAUUUAACGAUUCUACCAUUUAGUCCCCACAACCGCGUUCCAAAUUACAUCAUACUUAAUUCUCUUCACUGAAAAGUAAGGCUGACUUGAAGAUGAUUUUGACUUGACCUUUUAACUUCCACGAUUUGACUAAAGAUUCUCUCCUCUCGCUGAUCUUUUCCUUGUAAGUUAAAUUUAAAAUUGAGAAUUGAGAAUUUGAGGUCACAUCAAGAUCACGCACGUAACCUGAAAAGUGGGCCAGUUCUUAUUAUCUGUUUCCUGAAUAAAGUAUUUUAAAAUGUAAGACGGAUAAACAUUAAAAGCUCUUAAAGUUAGUUGUAGAACAUCUUACGAGGUAUACCCUCUGAUUUUUAAAAAGAAUCGCAGCACAUACUUCGUAGUCGCGAGUUGAGAUCGUUUACCAGUGUGGAGUUUAUUGGACAUUUCAUUUGUUCUUCAUGAUUCGUUCUUUUAGGAAAAAUUAAAUUUUCAGUUCAUGUUGAUUAGAGAUUUUUACCUUGGCCCUCGACAAACAGCGAUCUUCAUUACGAUUGUAGGGGGGUUUGCAGCCGAUAUUGUUAAAACGUCAAACAAUGAUUCUCUCUUUUUAAGUGUGAUAGGGUGUCAUUGAAAAAAGAACAAAUUACCAGCACACUAAACUUUUUUUUGACGGUAUCGUAGAUUUAAUGCAUUCGAGACCAGUUUCCGAGACAUUGAUGGCUUGCUGCAAAACUGGGAUCGAUCUACGGGUACUGUGGCGCGUGCAGACACUCCCAAGUCUGAGAACUUUGAGGACUUUCUUCCGGCGCCUGGAUCGACCAGGCGAGGUCGAGACAAGAAAGAGAAAGAACUUAGAGAACGAGAGAAGGAGAGAGAAAAAGAAAAAGCUAAGGAGGUGUGUGAUAUAUACAAGCUAGGUGAUCUGAAUCUUAGUCCUUAACAUUUCACUCCCAAGAUCUCAUUGGUAAUUCUUCCUACUAUCUGCGAUAAAAUUCUUACGGUGCUGGUUUGGAGAAUUUGGUAUAAGAUCAACUGAUAAUCCCCUGAUUGAUGUUUUUCUUUAUUCUCAUCACUUGUCUGCCUGACGUUAUAUUGAUAUCGUAAGGAGAAAUUCUUUCUUGGUCACUCAUGGGAGUCAAAGGGUAAAUAGAAGGGAAAACUCUCCCAGACUCAAUACAACGUAAAAAAAAUCAUUUGGAAUUUCACGGUACAUUUUGGAUAAAACUGUUGAGGAAAGAACUGCCGAGUGAUGAUUACGCGGUUGGGUUUCUGGUAAAACUGCGAACCAACUAACUAACUAUCUUUUCUUAAAUCGCAUGGAAAAUGUACGUUUUGUCAAAUUUCGUGCUGCUCUGUUUGUGUAUGAAUGUUGGAAUACCAUGAGCUUGCUAAAGAAAGUCGUUUAGAGGGAAGAUGGUUUACUUGUAAUCGUCUGACACAUGUUGUAAUCUUGAUGGAUCCAACGGUAAGCCAGCUGAUUUUCUUUAUUUUCGUCAAGUAAGAAAACUAUUGAGAGUUUCAUUUUACCAACUCGAUGCUGCUGUUCCCAGCAUAUUUUCGCGCAAGGCCUUUUCAUCUAAAACAGAUCUGUCUUAAUCUUGACUUCUACAUGUUGCUUUGCCGUCAGAUUUCGGACUCUCCGAUGUCAGCGGUCAGCGGUGAUCAUGAUGAUGACGAAGAUGGCGGUAAAAAGGACGGGGUGGGUGUACCACAGCUUAUUGUGGACACAGGAAACCCAACAGAGUCACAGGCUGAACAGACACUAGCGAAAGGAAUUUUGCCAACGGUUGAAGAGGUAUCCCAAUAAAGAUUGGUUAAGAUUACUUGGUGUUCGUUCGCACACUUAUGCACACAGUGGAACUUGUAAAAGUUUUGCUGUCGCUUUAAUCACGCUCUGUCACCUUUGCUCCUCUGUUCACAAUAGAUCGUACGUUGUGCUAUAUUCAAACUGUCUAUUUCUCGCGUUUCUAUGGGUCACAGCAACACUACCUUUGCGUUCACCGGCGCGUUUGGUUGAACUGGUUUUUCAAGUUUGGUGAAGUUAUCAGAAAGCCAAUUCUUCAACUAAAUACGAAAAAAUUUCGUAUUGAGUCACGCAACCAAACAUUUAACCUGCAAUAAUGGCCCAUUCUUCUCCAUUUUUGUCUUCGACGGAAGUGCACAACAGGGAAACAAGAAGUCGACGCAAUCGUAACCUAUUCGGAAAGAAAAAAAAGUAGCAAAAGGGAACAUUCAGAAUAAAUAGGUACUUCUAUUGGUUUUUGUUUCCUCCUCAGUGAUCAUGUGACUGUACUCAUUUUAGGUAAUGGACGGUCUGGGUCUAGGACCCCAUGGUCCUCCUAUCCCACCCCCGGCCACUUUUGCCGUAGUGCCGUAUCCUGUACGGAGACGUCCACCCCUGGGAUUAGAUCCCCCUUCUCAUUAUGUGUUCGUGGCGUCGGGGCCAGAUGAUCCUAAUGCCCCUCAGGAGGAUAAGACGAAAGAAGCUGAACCAGAAGUAGAGAAAACACCUGAGAAACCACCGGUUAGUGCGUUAUUAUUAUUAUUAUUAUUAUUAUUAUUAUUACUAUUAUUAUUAUAUUUUUUAUUGUUGUUAUUACUAUUAUUAUAAUUUCACUUUGAUUGUUAUGAUUACUGUCAUUAUUAUUGUUAUUAUGUAUACUGUUAUUUAAUAUUUAUUGAUCUUUUCACGUACACGUUCAAACGAGCCUAGCGCUCCUCGGAGGGGUGUGCUUAAGUAAAGUAUUGUUAUUUUUUUGUUGUUGUUAUUAUUACUUAUAGCCCAUGAUCCAUAAAUUAGAUCGCAAGGCAGAUAAAGUGGAUUCGAGACCGAAUUGUCUGUUUAACUCUCUGUGAAAAAAUGACUAAGAUGAAGCAAAAUUGCAUUUGUUUUCCUUUGACAAGUUGCUCCCAGUGAGUUUUUCAGUUGUGUGAUAAAACUUUCCGAAAACGCCUAACUUAAAAAUACGGGAUUGCCGUUUCACAUUCAUUUAGAAAAGGUUUCGGUUCAUAGAAACGCAAAUGGCUCAUAACCCGCUUCUUGCCUCGGUAGAUUACAAAUUUACGUAUCAGUGAUCAUUAGCUUUUAUUUCCAUCAUCUAACACUGAUUUGUUCACAAUACUGUUCGCUCCUCUAACGGUAGGAACAUGGACGCAAGGGCCGCAAAGACAAGGAUGAUAGAGAGGGAGGUACAAAGUCCAGAAAGGAGAGAGGAAGUUCCGCCCGGAAGGGAAAAGCAGCACACGGGGCUCCCUCACCUCCCCCCAGUAUCACCCCUGCAGAAGAAGACAAGAGGUUAGCUUUGCAGCAAACUAUUUAAGUUAAAGCGUAGCUUGUUGACUAUGCUGGUACCGAAUUGCUUUAAUACUUAAGUAAAUGAAUUUCUAACCCGACUUUCUGCUUCUUCCUCUUACAGUGAAACUGCUGCGGUGCCCAGCACCCCUCAACUCGUCAGCCACCGCUGGGUCAUUCCUGCCAAUGAUACAGUGAGGUUGCGCAUUCGUUUUCGGUCCGAGGAGCUGGGUCAGUUUGACCAGACAUUGAACUUUGAGAUCAUGGGGACGCGCCGUCGUUAUCAGCUGUUUUGCCGCGGCGUCUGCGCUUUUCCCGCCAUCAGUCGCGAGCCGCGUGUGGUGUUCCCUCACCGCCGGAAGUACCGCAAACCGGAAGAGAUCGUGCAUAAGAAAUACGUUCUAAGCAGUGAGACUUUUGAAUUUGGUCCGUUGCUUUGUGGUAAGUCUGAGUGCUUUGGUCUUUUUCAUAAGUUGUGGUAAAAAUAAAUUGAGUCAAAAAAUUCCUUUUGUUACUUUUUCAUAUCUUGAAGCGUCUUGUCUUCUAGAAUUCUGGAAUAUCUUUUUAUACAUGGUAAUGUUCUAACCUUGAGGUUGCCCAUUUAAAUGGAAUCACUCUACAGCCGAGAUUCUACUUGAAGAAUUGACGUUAAAUUCCGUCAAUGCUGGCUUCUUGCUUUUAAAGCCAUUUAUCUGCAAAUAAGCUUCAUGUAUUGCCUUUUUUGACAGGAAAGACUCGAGACCGGUACAAGGAAGGCAAGUAUCCAGAGAAUAUGGAAAAGAUCGUGAUCUGCAACACCUCUCCACUGGAAGCAGAUGUCAACUUCUGUUUUCAGCAGGAUAGCACAGCGGUUACCUUCAUUAUUGAUCCACCUAACAUGAAGUUGAAGCCGGGUGAGAGUCAGGUAGGGUAACCCAUCCAUUUAUAAGGGCAUGAAAUAAUUUCCUAUAGAAAAGGAAAAAGGGAUAAGGACAAGACUCCUUGGAUGUAGAUCCUGAUUUUUGAAGUGGAAGGAAACCAGGCUUUGCCAUUUUUGUUCUUGAAUUCUUUCAAGGCUCACUGAAGAGGAAGUACACUCGUAAAUGUAGGGAAUAUGCUGAAGAUUCACAAGUUGAAUCAACAAGAAAUUUAUUGUAGCGUAAAAACCUCCUGACCUUGUCAUAGCGAUGCCUGAGAAAACCCCCGUCCGGACAAAGACUUUAUUCAAUUGAUUCGAAAGUCGAGAAAUCCAAGACAAUUAAUAGCUUAGUAACGAAACAGAAAUAAAAGUCACAAAUUCUUAAAAUCUGUAACGUAGCAAGUCACGCAGUCACACAAAGUUCUUCUCAUAAAUGUUCUCAGUGAAGAGCUGUUGAGGAAUUACAAAAGUUUCCUAUUGUUCACCUUACAGACGCAGGCGUUUUAAAUACCUGUCACGAAAGGCAAUAGUAAGCGGCACAAUGAUAAACAAAAAACCGAUCCUUUUAGCCAAUAAUUGUACCAAAUACAAGGUUAAUGUGGUGCUAACCCAAGCUUCAAACCAUGGUAGUAUCUGUGCGAAGAGAGUUCACUGAACGGUGCGAGAUCACUUACUGCUACUAGUCAAUGCUCAACGUCUGUAAAUAGUAAGAAUUAUUGUUGCUGUUGUAGGACCUCACUCUGUGGGCAUAUCCCAAGACACCAGGCUUCUUCGAAGAUGCUGUGGUGUGCUGUAUUCGAGAGAAUCCUGAGCCGGUUGUGUUUAAGAUUUCCUGUCAUGGUGUUCGGCCCGAGCUGGAGUUGGAUCGGAGACAACUGCAGUUUGAUAGAGUUUUACUACACAGGUCUGUUUAAAAAAUGAUGGCGCUUCACAGUGUAGUACAUGUUUACCCACCUUUUUUUUCCCUACAUGAAACAAAUGAAAAAUGUUUUAGCAAAGUCAAAUCGAUUUAAAGUAAUAUUUGUUGAACGAGUCGGCGCAAUUUCAAAGGCGAAAUAGUCCUCGGUUUGUGAGUCUGUGCUGUGACCAUUGUUGUGUUGCCCUUGUUAACUGAGUUGUUAGGAAUUACAUAAUUACUUUACAUAAUACUCAUGCAGUUAUUGAAAUGCUUUUUGCGAUUAUUUUAGCAAAACGUGGUUGAAAGGGAAGCACGAGUGCCCAAAUUAUAUUUUGUGGUUUUUGGAACUAGCGUUUAGAAUUUGUGCCCUGCUUUGUUGUGUUUGAGGGUUUUGACUCCAUUGUCUGAGUGCUCCCCUCCUUGCUCAAAGAUGAAUAUGAGAAUUAGUCAGACUAAAACAAACUGAAUUACUCACUCACUCAUCCUCCGCGCGCUCUUUAUGACCCCCGCAUGCAGCAGCAAUGAAAACAUGCUUAAUAACUCUUUUUUCGUUGUUCUAUUUUCAGGAAAGACACAAAAACGAUCUUCCUUCGUAACAGCACUCUGCUACCUGUGGCUUGGCGAGUGAAUGGGAUGGACAAUCUGGGUGAUGACUUUUCGUUGACUACUGAACAUGGCAUGAUCGAUGCUAAAUCAGAGUUUGCUCUUCAGAUGCACUUCAGAGCUGUUCGGCCAACCAACGUAAAAAAGAUUGUGAGGCUGGAGGUACGUAACAUUCUAAUUACAAAUUGAAAACUUUCAGGAAGUGAGCCUUUGGCACGCGUAACUGUAAGUCUUCAAUUCGAUAAUAUUUUAGAUAAAUCCGAAGAAGUGUGAUGAUAUAAUUUGAUGUUGAUAAACGAAGAUAUACUUGACUUGAAUGAGGUAAGAGUAGAGGUCUGCUAGAGCUUAUUCCGGACUCUAUGGCUCGAGGUGACUAGGAGUAUGCCCCUCCACCUGGAUGGGACGUUAAGCUUUUGGAAAUGCUCCCGUUAAAAAUAUCUCCAUAACAGAAAAAAACUAGUUUAUCACCGUUUAUUCUAUUACUUACGCAUUCUAGUGCUCACGAAAAACAACAGUAACUCUCUCCACAUACUUACUCUCCACAAGAAUCACCUGUCAAUCACGCUCAGUACUAGUUUCCAUCAAAGCCAGUCCCUGCUUGCAGCCCGUAGGCCAGUUCUUCGCUGUAGCUGUAGUUACUGAGGUUUUAGUGCAUUUUUAUGAACUAAAAUGUUUUGUAUUUCAAAGGUUUCUGAUGUAGAACAGAUCAUGGGCUUGGUGCAGGCAGAAAACAUUCAAGUUCAUGCAGAGUCUUAUGAUGUCGCUCUAGAUAUGAGUUUCCCUAAAGGUACGUAGGUUGACAAGGACAUGUAUGGGGAAACGUUUACCUGUGUUUUCAUAUGGGCAGUAAAGUAAUAAUGACGAUAGACUGUCACGAAACGAAACCCAAAGGAAUACCCAUGAAUAUUUCAUUUUAAGAAGUGUCAAAAUAUUCAACCGAGGACUGUCUUAACCCUUUACACCCAAACAUCAGUAUUUAUAUUCUUCAUACUGUUCUCCAUACAUUUCCCAAGGAGCUGACAAGGAGAAUUUAUUCAACAAUCAAUAAUUUUUUCUUUUGGUGAUCAUUUCCUUUAUUCUCGUAACCUUAAUGUGUUACUCAGGGGGGAUAUUGUCAAGAGAAACUAGAUGCUAUUCACUCUUAGGGGUUAAAGGGCUAAGCGUAACGGUCGGGAAAAGAAAACAUUAAAGAAAUUGUAUUUACUGGAAUGUCUUCGCCUUGUGGCCUUCAUUUCAUAUUCGUUCUCAAAAAAAUUUUGCUUUCCGUUGUCUUUUCAGGUGCAGACGGCGGUCUUGACUUUGGCGUUCUCAAAGUUUUGGAUGAAACAAAGCAGACUUGUUCUCUAAAGAACAAAGGCAAGUUUGAAAUCAACUUCAAUUUCGCGUAUGAGCCAACAGAAGGUUCGCCAGCGGACGUAGCACAGCUGUUUACAGUGAUACCCAACAAGGGUCCCCUACUACCUACCGAUCGACCCACUCAAGUACAGGUCAUCUUCAGAUCCAAGAGCGAGAUUACUAUUAAAGACCAGCCUGUACUCAAAUGCCAGGUAAACAAUGUUUUCGCUUAUCGUUGAACGAUAUUGUAGAUAUUUCAUGGCUUUGACCUUCUUAUGCCCCCGUCUUUCAUGAAUUACUCCUGCCUCCCCAAUUGUUAUAAUACCAAGCACAGUUAUCGUUCUUUUAAAAAGUCAAACAAUCAAAACAAAACCUAAAGCUAAAAAGAGUUCUUGAGAGGAAUGGCAUUAUAUUUUAGUUUUGCGUUAUUAGUUUAGCCUAGAAAUGGGGGAAACGGAGCUUUGGGCGGUUGUGUCUUUACUAAAAGCAAUUUUCUUUUUUCGUUUGUUUUUGUUUUGUUCACUUAUAUGAUUUGAAACUCAAUAUUUUCGUUAGCUUCUUUUCGAUAAACAACUCACUUGUAAUAAUAAAAUUUAGCGAGAUCACACAGCGUUUUGGUAUUCACUUGAUUCGAAAUUAUAACAAAACCUUGUAUGAUUUCGCUUAUUUUAUUCUUAAAGAAAAUUUUAAAACAUUUCAAAAACUCACAUUCAAUUCCAAUCGCCUCCCUUUAUCUGUCAGAUUGAUAUACUUCACGUGACUUUUCUAUCCAUAUCUUCAUUGGUUCUUUCAGAUCGUAGAGCCUCACCUUGGCGAAGGUGGCGAGGUGAUCGCCAGCAUUCCCAUAAAACUUAGCGUGCGCUCUGUCUAUAGCAAGUACGCCGUAUCGCCGGUCAGUGACAUUAACUUUGGAGCCAUGCUAAUCAACACUAAGAAAACCCGGGUGUUCACUAUCGAGAACAAGGGAGAGUUUGAAUUCCGGUACUCAGUCCUAAAGAUGAUCAACACGGUGGCACAAGGACGCCAGAAACUGGGGCCACCCGCGAAAAGGGCCAAAUCACGUGAUGGGUCGAGUUCGGGAAGAUCUCAACAAGACAAACCGUCUAAACCAAAGAGAGCAGAUUCAGUACGAGGGUAUGUAAGAUAACUUAUAUGACAGUACACAAGCAAGAAUUUCAGCAUGCUCAUUGGCUGACAACACGUCGUUCAACCGCAACCUGCGCAAAAAUAUUAAAUCGAUUGCAGGAUGUUGAGAUAUACUGUAAAUUGUUCAAAAGAAGCCAAGUAAUUUCAUUGUUAUUUGAUAUGAAUGAGCACUCGGAACCAAAUUGCAUAAGGAAGUCGUUUGAUAAACUGUAUGUAUUCAUUCUACCAGUUGAGCAUCUGUGACCUUCUACUGUUUUCUGCAUCACACUUUUCAGUUUACAAUCCUUGUCCGUGCAGUGUUGAAAUAAAUGCAGUUUUCUCUUUUUUUUUUCCACAGAGCCGAGUUGACCACAGGGGCACCAAACAUUCGCCUUCAGCUUGGAAUGUUUACAGUCUACCCAGCUGUCGGAAGCGUGCAGGCCGGUAGUUCUGUGCAAGUAACGGUGGAUAUGAUCGCUGAAAAUCCAGGCUUCUCAGAAGAGGUUGGUAAGAUUUUUCCCCACGCGCGCGCAGUGCCUUGAGAUGUCUCCAUUACGUCAUUUGUUUUGCGCGAGCGCGACGGAUUUUAAACGAAGUCAAUUGUGGCGUAAGCACUUGAUUGUGCGUCAGUUUGUCGAUAACUUUCUGCACUCACUUGAACGUCAAGCCAACGGCUGCUAGUUUUGCACGGGGACAGGAAUUUGCCUUUACAGCUUCUUGUAGAAUCGAUUUCAUAUUCUCACAAAGUUUAUUUCCCCCAACGGUUUGUCUUUUUUUUAUUUCAGGACAUUGCCAUUGACAUCUCAGACCGCCCGCCGUCCGACCAACCACAGGGAAUACCUUAUAAACUGAUUGGAGAAGCAUGCAUUCCCGGGAUCACCACAAUCGCCCCCGACACAGUUGGCUCUAUAUUCGAAGAACACUUAAUCGUCAAACAAUUGAAUUUAUUCCAGUACCUGACGCACGACCUCGCGAGUGGCUCUGGAGUGUAUGGAGAGGACGAGAACAAGUUUAUAUUUUACAACACUAUUGUUGGACGAAAAGCCAAAGCGAGGUUUAGAAUUGGUAAUCCGAACAAGGUACGUGGAAAGUGAUCGUGGUUUGCAGUGGUUUUACCUCAUUGUGCUUUUUGAUUGCUCUAGGAAAGUGAGACCACUUUCCUUACCAAUCAGAUACAAAAAGUGAAAUCAAUCUUAGUUGGCAACGUAUGUCUUUCCGAGUUUGAGUGUUGUUUACCUUUGGUCGUCGUUAAUAUUUUUGUUUUUGAGAAGGUCUUUAAUGCUUCUAUGCUUCGAUUAUUGUUAUUUCUUGCAACAUUUCAAAACUUUUUUUGUUUAAUAGUUUUGAAAUCUUGGCAUGCACAUCUCAUUUGCCUGAAACCCUCCCUUACUCAAGCCAUAACGUGAGUCCAAGUUAAUUCUCGCUUCAAGCGAUAGCUUUAAGGUCGUUUUUGAACAUCCUUUUUAGGAGAAUUAAGUUCCUUAACUUUUAAUGACGAGCGGUGUGAUCUUUAUUUUCUCAACACUUCAGGUGCCAUGCGAUUUGGUUCUCUCCGUGAAACCGCAGUCCAUGAAACCAUCUGCUCGUUGGCACGACGUCUAUGAGAUUGAACCCCAGCGUGCCUCGAUCCCAGCUCACAGCUAUGUGUACGCGACUGUGACCUUCAGUCCUCCGUCCAUGCAAACCUACAACGCUACUCUUGAAGCAGCCGUAGAUGGGAUGCCUAGCGCUAUGUCAAAGUACCGCAACCUAACGUUCGACAUCCAGGGUGAAGGAAACCUUCCUAGAAUCACCGUGGUUCGACCCACUGCUCGAAACAAGAAAGGUGCUCCAGUCCUUUUGUUCCGACGCCUUUUACUGGGACGUACUCAAGUGCUCUCGCUCUCGCUAAAGAACGAAGGCACAUUGAUGGCCCGAGCGAAUAUCGAUUUGAAAGACCCCGAAGGUGUGUACAAGAUUUCAUGUGUGGAAGGUACCAAAGCUAUGAAGCCACUUGACGACGGUGAAGACGACGUAGAUCCGAAGUCGCGAGUUCACACCUUGUCUGUGGUAGUCCCCAUGGGUAAGACGGCAGAUUUUGCGAUCGAGUUCAACCCCUCCCUGGUGGGGCGUUCGCUGGGCGAGAUUAGGCUGUCAGUAAUGGAUAAUCCUUAUGAAGAAAGUACAGUUCAACUAAUUGGAGAAGGUUAUGAAGAUGAAGUGACCAUAGAUAAUAUACGGUCCUUUGUUCAGACUGAGGAACUGGCGGCUGAGACGGAGAUCGACGACGACACUCCAGGUAUUAUUGGGAAAUGAGCUGAUAGGUUUUCGUUUUUAGUUGUAAAACUUGAUUCGCUUCUUACUUUGUGGUUUCAGAAGAAACAGUGCUCUUAAAACGUGUGAUUAGCCUUUAAAUUCAUGUCGCAGACCUUAAACAUUCAUCAAACGCUGGUCAUCACUAGCAUUAUCUUUGUUGUUGACGUUUUUUAACUUUUUAUGACACGUAUUGCAUAGAUACGGCCUACAAAAGGUACUAUUAUCCUUUUAGUUACGUUUCCUUCUUUCAUUUAUAUUAUUCGUAGCAUCACGAGAAAACCACGUCAAAUUUGGGGAUUGUGCCGUGGGUGUGUCCAAACAGCUGUCAUUCACACUGACAAACCAUUCUUCCUCGGACCCAGUGCGCUUCACGUGGUCCCCGCCGCCUGAGGUGACAUUUUCUCCGUGCACAGGACACUUACAGCCAAACUGUGCAAAGGAUGUCACAGUAACCUUCUGUUCUAACGAGCCAAAGACAUAUUCAGCGACAAACAUUCCUUGUAAAGUCACUAAGAUCAAGCUAGGAGAGGCGCAGGAUAAAGUACGUCUUAAAAUAGAAAAAUGGAUUGUAUGGUAAAACGUGUAAAUUAUCUAAAUGUCAUUUUAGGCUCUUUGUAGAAGGUAGAAUUCGUCACAAAUUUCGGUGAUCUCAUUUAAUUUUGUGGAAAGAUUCGUGGCUUUGUCUUCGACAGAACAAAAUUAAGAAUAAAAGAGAGCGAAAGAUGAUGGUGCUGCUCUUCGACAAUGCUAGUUUUAAGAUGUUUUAUGAUGAUCAAACCAUUUUGUAAGUGGCAGCUUUAAGCCUCAGUUUUUCUGGCAGCGACACUCGAUAGAUUUGAUGACUUGAUUAUCUUCAUGAUCUUCGAGUUUAAUUUAAUUUUUAUUUUUAACUUGUUACCAGUCUAAACUAUGCCGGAAAAAAAGCAAAGGGAUGUGGAGUUGACUUAAUAUUUGAUUUUUCCCCGACAAUUUGUUGUUUGGAUGUUCAUCAAUGUAACAGAGUGCGUUUGAGUUGCUUACUUAAUUUCCUUUUCUUUAGGCGGUGGACUGGGACGAUCGCAUGCGCACUGUAAAGUGGAUAGACGUGGCACCUGGUGAAGACCCUUCCACUGGCGUGAGGAAGUCCCCCCGGCCUUCUAAGAAGAAAGUCAUUGAAGUUGAAGCUGAGCCUCCAUAUACAGCGCUAGAAAACAGCACCAAAGACGUGGAACUGUUGCUUACUGCCGUGUGUGACUUUGCUAAAUACCGCUGUAAAGUCGAGAACAUACACUUCAAAGAUACACUGAUGUUUCAGUCUCGUGUGUACAGGUGAGCUGUGAGGUAUUUGUAGAUCAUCUCCGUGAAACACACCUUCCUUGUAAUGUUUUUCAGACACAAUCUUUAGAUUCUAUUGGGUGUGUUUUCGUACCGUUCAAGGUGAAGUGUUCUAGAUGUGAAGUUAGUAACUCAUUUCUUUGAUACCUAACUAAGAAAAAGCUUUUCCACUUAUAAAAAAACUUGCUGUAAAGGUAAAGAAAAAUAUCUUCUCAGUUUUACAGUCUCAAACAAAGGUGAUGUGCAGCUCGAUUACAAGUGGCAUUUUCAGCCAGUGGAAAAACCAAAGACUGUCAGCCUAGCCGAGCCGCCCGAGGUAGGACCCGAGAGACCCGAAAGCUCCGCUGGACAAUCCACCGGUCAGCGAACCGUUCGCCCCUCCACUUCAACAGGGGGCUCAUCAGUGCACCCUCCUAGACGUGUACCUCCAACCACUCAAAGACCUGGGUCCUCCAUGGGUGGGCGGCCGUCAAGCGCCCUGGCUCUUGCCUACGAGGCAGGCAGUGUAGUGAGCGAAGGAGGAAGCGAUGUGUUCCCUUUUGUGAUUGAGCCAGAAAGUGGAAGCAUCCCUGCAGGGAAGAAGGGUAGCUUUGUUGUGAAGUUCUCACCGUUAGAUGUGUCCGAGUAUGAUGCUCUGGUGACCUUCAGGUAAUACUGUGGUGCGAUGCUGUAGCACACAGACUCAUCAAAAAAUAAACAAACAAGCAAGAAAACUCUCUUAAGGAAAAAAAAAAUCCUGACGUUUUUUGAAAAAAGAAAAAAGUAACAUACAAACUCGCAUCAACGAAAACAUGCAAUUCGUUUAAAUGGUAACAUGAUCUGUGAAUAUUUGUUCCUCUCCGCAAUGCUAUUUAUUUUAAGAACUUGUUUGUUGGCACGCAUGCCAAAUUUUUGUUUGAUGUAAAGGGGGGACGGGACAUUAGAAUCAGCGAAAAACUUAACCCACGUAUGACGUCAGAGUAACUCAAUGUAAUAACAAGUUUCUCUUUAAUAUUUUCAUCUUUGCAGUGCCAACAAUCUCCCGCCAGACACAGGCGGCUUCUCCAUUCCCGUUCGUGGAAGGAGCCUUCUUCCUUAUUGUCACUUUGAAUUGGAGGAGUCAGAUUAUGUUUCCGGGGGGAGAAGAAACCCCGAGUUAAGAGGUCCUGGUGGGGCUCCCCCCGGAUCUACCUUAGAUCCCACCACGAAAGUUAUCGAGUUCAAGUCGUGCGGAGUUAAAGUUAAAAACAUAAAGUAAGUUACCAUUGAAAUUUUCAUUAACCUGCGACAAAGUAAAAAAUGUAACAAACUAACUAAUAUUUCCUUCAAUAUGUUAUCGCACUUCAAAGCCUGAUUAUUUAGAUUUAAGAAUAGAACUUCCAAACAUGAGACCUUUUCUGGACUUGUUUUCAAACCUUGGAGGGGUUAAAAAUUCAAUUCUUUAAUGCUUAAAUUUAAAUCUGUACUCAGAGUCAAAUUUAGUCUUUGCCCAAUUCUCAAUUAUAAUGAUUCAAGUACGUGUCAAAAUCCCAAUUCCGGUUACUUGAAUCCAAAUUUUACGGCCUAAAAUUGGUCAAAUCCCAUGUUAUUAUGUUCGGAAGCCGAAAGAGGAAACUUGGUCAAAACUAUCUGCGAAAUGCGUGUAAGACACAGUCAGGAUCAGUUGGUGUGUGUCUACUAAUAAUUGAUAUGUUCCCAUAGACGUUUUAGCGUCAUAAACCCAUCCAACACAAGCUACAGUUUUGUGUGGACCAGUGAGGACACACUGGAUGGCGCGCCCCCAGAAACGGUCAAUUUCCGGUGCCUGACUCCCGAGGGGACCAUACUGAGUGGGAAGAAGUACGAGAUGGUGUUUGAGUACGUAUCAGACUCGCUGGACCUGGUUGAAUCAUUUUGGCGGUUCUUUGUGCCUGAGUACAACUUCUCCAUUCCAUUUGUUAUGGUGGGGCAUACAUUUGAGCCCGCGCUGUCAUUUGACAGGUCUCACAUAAACUUCAGGGAAAUGCUGCUUGGUGAGUAUGGCGUUUCUCGUGAUUGUGAUUUUUUUGUCAUUUUGCGAAGUGUUUAAAUAUGUUCAGAGAGAAAGAAAUUAGAAGAUAUCAGCACAGUUGGAAAACAUGAAGGAGGCCAUAAUAAACUCAGAGGAUACAAUAAUGGCGAUGGGCGAAGAAGAUUAAACCAGAUUGCAGUUGACGAGCUAGAAAAAUUUGCACGAAGUUUUACAACAUGAACAACUCAGCUCGUGGCUGUAAUUGAUCACAUCUAUGAUAUCAUCGCUUACAACUGUACUAUUAGUGAAAUAUCGUGACCAUCUCCGAACAAUUUUGAGUUUAUGGAGACUUGAACUUGGAAUCUCUGUGAAAGAAUAGUGUAAAUUAUAUGACGAGAUGAAAUUGAACCACGGAAAGUACAAAACUUUAUUGGGUAAGGAACGAGAAAAAGAAAAAUUCUCGACUCGUAUUACAUUGUUGUGUCGUUGCAACAAGCUGGAGUCUAUUUACGUUAAAGUAAAUUUUUGUAUCAUGCUUUGCUGUUUCAGGUCACCCGGCAAAAGAAACUGUACAGUUAGUGAACGAGGAGAACAUCCCAUUCACUUUUUCAUUCAGCGAAUCGUCUUGUCACACAGAAGGAUAUGCGUCUAGUCUGUCUGUGGAGCCCAUGUCUGGAACAGUCCUACCCAAGGCCAGGUAUGAAAUGUCUUCUCAUCUUAAUGAAUUAGAUUACAAAAAGUGCAUGGAGUAAAUCAUAUUUGCCCUAACCGGUGACUGAGUGAUGCAGUUAUCCUCGCAUGCAAAGGACAUUGUAAUAGUUUGAAGAAGUAAUGCCCGGAAAAAAGUGUGUGCGCUUUGACUUGGCUUGAAUCCGUUCCUCUCAUACUGGUUUGCGGUUUAACACUUUGUACCUUAACAUUGAUAUACUCCGUAUAUGUAUACUCCGCUUCAAUGGUCUCUCUACAUUUCUUGUGAAGCUGACAAGGAAAAUUUGUUUAUCAAUAUGAAGCUUCUUAAGUUUAUGAUCAUUUCCUGUAUUCUCGUAAAUUUAAGUUAUCCAGGGGUGAUAUUGUAAGAAGAAAUUAAGUACUAUGGGGGGUCAAAGGAUCAAAAUGUCUUAUGAUUGGCUAUUGACAAUGUGUAGUAUACAAACAGUUAUGUUAACACCUCAAACAUUCACUGCUGUUGCAUAUUUUUUCAGGCUACCAAUCGAAAUCUCCUUUACAGCAACUGAACAGAAGGAAGUAAACUUCAAUGUUCUGUGUCAUGUGAAAAAGAAAACAUCUCCUCUAACCUUGAAUGUGAAGGCAGAGGGGUAUGCCAUGAAUGCGCAGCUUGUUUGCGAAGAUUCACAGGGAAACAAAGUGGAGCUUACAUCUAAAGGAACAAACAGAAUCAACUUAGGAACGGUUAGUUUUGUAAAGAAAAACAUAACUGGCAAAGUAUAUUUUAAAACGAAACGUUAAAUAUCUGUUUGCUUUUGAAGCCGGAAUAGCCUUCGACUUAUUAUUCAUAUCAAUAGAAAGAGCUGAUUAUUUGAGUUGAGGAUACAAGUGGGAAAUUUCGGGGUGCAAUAACUACGCCAAGUGCUUCGUUGAUCGUUUGAAGGUGAUUACACUGGUCGAUGCACUCUUUUGUUGUCUUUCUCCUUUUCGUUCGCUCUCUUUUUUACUGUUAUAUCCUCAGGUCAAAACAUUUCAAACCUUGUUAGAACAUAAGAGCUGGUUAUAGCAAUGGAAUUAACUUCAUUGCACUUAUCAGUACAAUAUGAAUCUUACACCAUUCUUUUAACGGAUCUUAAGUGGCACUACUCUCUCGCUAUAUUAAUAUAUGACUACCAUCAAUUUAAAGGAGACUCGAGGGUAUAAGUAUUGAUUCGGUUAAAAAAGAAACCGCAAAAAAAGAAAAGAGGGUGGCUGAAGAUGGUUUGAACAGAUUGCUAGUAACGAUUUACCUUUGUAGGUUGCACAAACCAUCAGCUGGCUCCUUAAAGAAGUCGGUAGCAAAUAAUGAAAUGAAUUUGUUCUUUUUUACUCUCGUUUAAGGUUGAAAUCAACGAAAAAGCCACCCGACAGUUGUUUGUCAUCAACUCAGGGAAAUUUAAUUUUGACUUUUCGUGGGAGAUCCAUAACCGGACGAAGCUUAAGGGCCUCAGGGUUCUCGAUGGGGAGAAGCUUGUAUCAGUGACUCCUGAAAGUGGGACGGUGCCAUGUAAUACUCGUAAGAGAUGUCAGUUAGCUUUCUGUCCACCUGGGAGACUUUCACUGACAGGAUGCGAUCUAUUGUUAAAGGUAUUGGUGAUUCACUUUUGGCAGUUUGUAGAAAGGCAUGUUGUGAAUGUAGGUUUGCUCCUUGCUGGAGACAUUGCUGUUUCGGGUUUACCUUUGAACUAAGCUAUGGCUUUGCCAAAUGCAUCAGGCAAUCUUUCUGGAUAAGUGAUAUCGAAUCAUUUUACGACAGAAAUGUGAAAAUUGUUCUGAUUUGACUUUGUGUUGAAUUGAAUUUAUAGUGCUUCAUGGAAAUUUUUGUUUCAUCUGUGGGAGUUAAAGUUUCAUCUCUGAACUAUAUACAGCUUCUCUUAACUGCAUUCUUACAUGCAGAUAACUUUUCUUUGUGUGCUUGUCUGUAGAUCACCAAUGGCCCAACGUUCACCAUAAAUCUAACAGGGACGGGUAUACAGCCUGGACUCAACUUCUCUUUUGUGAGGCAUGACUUUGGUCCGUGUUUCCUGUACCGUGCUGGUAUGCCUCGGAAACGGACUACGUUGAUCAUUAAGAACGAAGAUACAAAAGAUAUCAGGUAAUGUGUUGAUCUGUUUCACAACUAUUGUUACAUUUCACAUUUGCCUUUGAGUCCAGUGUGACUUCACAAGAAUCAACUUAGCAGAUUAAUUUAAGGAAUAGUUGCGCAAAUGAUCUUGAAUUAGAGUUUGUUGCUUUUUCUAUCUACCUUUUACCAGGUUUUAAUUUCACUAUUUUCGUGAAAGUGAUUGACAACAGUGGGUAAACUGCCUGGAAGCCCCAUUUUAUUUAAGAAUAUGGGAGGGAUUCUGAUUCCCUUCAGUUCACUCUUUCUAAUUCGAAGAAGCUGUAGAAACAUCCCACUUGAUAAUAAACAGACGCUGCAGAUUUUACUCAGUGUUCAUCCAAAGAAUGUUUGCGAACAUGGUAUCUGACUAUUCUUGGAAAAUACGAUUUAACUCGAACCACGUAAUUCAUGUCUGUAACACCUUACUAUACUUUUCAGUAUUGAGUGUCAAUACGAGAAUACUGCCCACCUUGAGGUCGCCUGUCUACCUGGAGUCCUGAUACCAAACCAAGCCAUGCAGGUAGAUAUUGUGUUUUAUCCCCGGGAAGCCAGGAGAUAUCAUGAGGUUAUCCCGUUUGAGAUCAACGGUCUGUCCACCAUGAAUGUCGAGAUAUUUGGCGAGGGAACCGACAUGAAGGUAAUUUGUUUUGCUCGAUAUAGUGCUCAGCAUUGCCUUUUUGUCUCUGUAAAGAAUAUAGCGUGUUACCUGAAAUAGUUUUGUUGCAAAUUUGGUCUGUAAAAAAUCUUCUUACGGCAUCAGGGAUACGCCAGAAAGUUGAUACACCAAUUUAUUUGUUAUUUUUUACGUUGAUCAGGGAAUUUGUUUCCUACCGUUUGUCCACCAAGCCCGCAGACAAGCUCUAACUACUUGCUAGGGUCACAGAACAGCUUGUUGUCCGGCACUAGCUACACAUUUGCUACGCCUUAGAACUUUGAAUCGAACUAGUUUAAGAGUAAUACCAGACUGUAAACAAGAAGCAACGGAAAAGGCUCUCGAGGAACUACACAACGACUUUUGAAUUGAUAUUUUGUCUCUUGCCAAACUACUUUAAACUCGAGAAAGAAUAAGAAUACAAAAUAUUGGUGGUUUAACGUAGGAAAAGACAAAAAAGGCGUUGAUAAGCUAGGGAAGAACAAAACUUGCGAAGGAUGUAGACAGUAAAAAAAUAAAUUGUAAAUAACGAAAUUGAAAAAUUUUGGCUGGAGUGCUGGAACCGUGACAGUUCUUAUUUGUUAUUACUCGCAGGUAGAGGUCGCUAAUCCUUCAGACAGAAAAGUAAACUUUGGCGCCUUGCGUGUCGGCCAAACAAAUCAGCGGAGUGUAAAGUUAGUGAACCGCAGCCCUGCACCAAUCACGUUCACCCUAGCCAUCACACCAGCUGUAGUGGCGCUUCAACAAGCAAACAUUCUCACUAUUAGCCCCUCUACGGAAAUCACUCUUAGGGCCAAUGGCGGCACGUAUGGCGUGGACCUGACUUUCAAACCGAAAACACGCAUACCACAGUUUACUGAAGAGGUAAAUUAAGUGCUCAAUAGUUUUUUUACUUUUUGACAAAGACGCUAUUCUGUUACGUUGUGUUAUGUGCCUGUAGACUGUUUAUUUUCCGCCAACGGCGGCUUGUGGUUAUUUCUUUAUUCCGCGUCGAUCAAAAACACAUUUCGUUUCUUGCUUCAUGUAGCAUACUAUAUCCGUCAGAAUUAAUAAUGAUCUUUCUGCAUCAUAUGUUUCAUCUAUUCCUGUCUUUAAAUACGUAAGUCAAACACCGCUUGAAUUUUCCUUUGUCCUUGCACUGAAACGCUUCAUGAGAUAAGAAUAUAAUUCAACACAUCUCCGUUGAAAACAGUGAAUAUCUACUGGUGCUUUAGAAUGAUAUUAAGAUAUUGGUCGAUGCGUCGUUCAAAAACAUUGGAUUUUUCAAGUAAAUAUCCAUUUAUUCUUCACGCUGCAGGUGAUGUUGGAGUGUGCCGGCAUGUCCCAGCCCAUCUUUGUGGUAACAGGCUCUUGUCAAGGAAUAGAGAUCACGUUGGACAGCGACUCGGUGCCGUUUGGCGCUGUAGUUCUCGGCAGUCGCAGCACGAGGAAGCUGAUCAUGCACAACACAGGAGACAUCGGAGCAGCCUUUACUUGGAAUGUAGAAAAGUUUCAACCUGAUUUCUCCAUCUCACCAGUUAAAGGUUACAUUUCACCCGGAAUGGAAGUGUCCUUCGAGAUCGUGUUUCAUCCCACUGUGGUGAAUCAUGAUAUAAGAUACGAGGUAUGAAGCACAUCCGUUCGCGAACUUUCAGAUAAUUAUAAGCAUGAAAAAUACGUAUUAUUUAUUUGUUGAUUUGAAUAGAACAGGGUUAAAUAACCAUGAUAACACCCAUGAUUUAACUUAUAAACCAUGAACAGCGAUCAUGUGAUAUGUAAGCUUUUCAAGUUCUCCUCAGCAGUCCAUUUACCUUCAAAAUCUUGUAGCUCACUCACAAAUUAGAUUUCAACUAAUUAUUUCAUUAAUUCGCCGACUCAGCUCAAUACAUUUUUUAGAAACCAAUAAUUUUGCACUUCUGUGAUACCUGACCGUCGUGUGUUUUUUCAACAGAGUUUGCGUUGUGCCAUUGAAGGUGGUAAAGCGCUGAAGCUCGUUUUGACGGGAAGCUGUAUCCCACAGACACCCCUAAAGGAGGUAAAAUACCCCAGCUUACUAUGAAAGAGAAACUACUUUUACUAUCGCUCUGAGGAAUAAGCAGAAAACCCAAGGCUUGCGUUUUAAAAUCUUUUGCUAGGUACCUAAAGGACACCUGGUUAGCUUAAUUUGUGGAGCGCUGGAUGAUUGUGUGGGUUAGGGAUGCCAGGCCUGACCAAAACUCAGGUUCUUUAAAAUAUGUACAAGAAGAAUGUGUUGCCUUUGUCACCUACAACGAUAAAUGGGUAGACAUGGAUUGGGACUAUAAGACUUUUAAACCUUGUCUUCAGCUAACUCACACGUAGUCUGAGGAGGGGACUUAAUGAAACCAUGCCCAAAAGGGCUUCUACUACCUUGUGUCGUAUAAUCCAACUUUCUCAAACACAUAAAGAAACUAACAUACGACCAAAGCUUUCCCUUACUAUUGUUAACGUUGUGUUAACUUGCACUCUUUCCUAUUAGAUGCUUCACUUUGCGACCCAUGUUCGCACUCGUGACACGCGCAAUCUUGUCAUACAUAACCGGACAAACCAGUUAUGGAUGCUGCGGCCUGUGAUUGACGGUGAAUACUGGUCUGGUCCUGACACCAUUACUGUGGAGCCACAACAGAGUAAAAACUAUGAGUUAACCUACAGACCACUUACUAUGACUCAGGAAGGAAAGAAACACUUGGUAUGAGUAGUUCCGUUAUCAUUUUAUUUCAUCGUAUCGCAGUGCUCUGCGUUACAUUGUCGGCGCUGUGUGGCAUUGAUUGUAAUUUCUGAAUUUUUAGGGUUUUUUCUACAUCACUCCCCGAGUCAUUCAGCCUGUUCACUCUUGGACGAUACCGAGUUUUAUGCAUUAUCUAAUACUGUAAUUUGUCGAUAUUUAGAGGAUUUGACCCAUUCCAUCAAAAUCAAUCUUCAGGGAUUAGGAAGGCCGUGCGCCAUGCGCGUAUGGCGCAUAAAGCUACGAAAUGGCCCAUUAUAAAAAUACUUACCGGGCCUGUGAUGCGCCCUGACCGCACAAAGCUAGUGAAAUAUAAACUAUUUUGUGAAAAGGAUUUUAAUUUGUAAAAGUUUCACUUUGGUGAGACAUAAACAAGCGAAAAACUACGGUGCCUUCGCUCGUUUGAUCACGCUCGCUUCAUUAUUGUUCCCAGAUCCUGAACUCGGACUUUGCAUGCAAACGAGGCUAUUGCUCGGAGUUCCAUGUGCUUUCGUUUUCAAGCAGAGUUCGAGCGUUUUCGUCGCUUUGAAUGUAUUUGCAUCGAUUAGCCUCAUGCCUCCGAAAAAAAUCUUGAGAUUGGACAGCUCGCAGAGAACGUUGUCUACAUUUUUCAACACAACAGCGGAGCAGAAUCGUGAUACUGUGAGCGAAAACGACCGUGAAACGGACGAAACAGAUGGUUCAUAGGUAUAGACUGUAAUACACAAGCAAUAAACCGUUGUUAAAUUUUUACUGGCCCAUUAUUUACCCUAAUGGCCCAAACGUUUUAUAAAUGGCCCAUAACUUUCCAAUGAUAGGGGCUAUAGGCUCAUUUGCCUGUUAAACCUUCCUAAUCCCUGAAUCUUCCUUACUGAUUUUUUAAAACAAAGAUUUGGCCUUAAAAAACAAAGAUUUUUAAAACAAGGAUUUGGCAUUAAAAUGCCUAAUCUUUGUAAGCCGUGAUGUGACGCACUCUAGGGGUGAGAAAUAACUCUUGGACUUACGGCAGAACCAGGAACCCAAGUCAUGAGCUCCUGGCAGAACCUUUGCUUAUCAAAAGCUCCGUAGAAUCCGAACUUUUUCGUGUUUCUGAAGAAAACUCCUGGCGGGAUUAUCUUUAAGUUGCAUCUUUUUUAAAUCUCAUCGAGUAACGUGAUUCAAGUAUUUAAGGGUUGCAUAUUUCUGUUUCAGGGCUCUGUUUUUUUCGCUCUCCCGGAUGGCAAUGGUCUCCUAUAUAAUGUGACUGGUAAUGCAGAGGGUCCUAAGCCGGUUAACAACAUACAGAGAGAGGUACCUUGUAAAACGUCCUACACUGAAAUGCUCACUGUCACCAACUGGCUGCGAAGACCUCAGAGGUUCGUGAAACGGUUUCUCUUUCGUGAACCGUUUGAUAAAGCUAAAGAAUUCGUAAUUUUAAAGGUUUAGUGAUUCUCUAAAGGUGUGCUAGAUACAGAAAUCAGCGGUUGAAGUGAAAUUGUUUUGAUAUAAUUUUUCACUGAGCGCAACUUUAGUUGUAACGAGUUUAAUUAGCUCCCUAAACUUUUAAAAGCUCUUCAUCAAUAACAAGAAACACAACUUGAAAUUUCAAUCAUUUACAAUUUUUAUCUACCCAUUUUAACCCUAGCAGUACGUUACACUGUAUGGUAAUCAAACAUGACAAAGCUUUCACUCCCAUUUCACACUAUAACCAACCCACAAAAUCUGACCUACAAGUAUUGAAUAUGAUGACAGCCUUGGAGUCGUUGAAACUCCCUUCAAUUCCAUUUUCCUUUUUUAAGGGAAAUUCUUUUUAUUGUCAUGAAAUUGUUUUGAUCCAUUCUUCAUAAAGUAUUGGUACUGAGAAAACUAUUGGGAUUAAUAGUAUUUGUAGUUGUGUUGUAGCUUUUUGCGGCACCUGUGCCUCACGUUCUGUGGGAUUUUAAUUCAGCACCAUUGCAUAUAUUGUUACGUUAGAUUCCGCGUGAUAAUAGAGAUGCUGAAACCUGACAGACCAGACAGCGCUACUACGCUAAAGGGACUGGACUACAUCGAUGUCCCGGGUCUCUCCAAACGAGAAUACAGAUUGAACUUCUUUGCUCACAAAGAGGGAACGUUCAGUGCAAAGGUAAGAAAUUUUAGAGUCACUUUUUACUACUAAAUUUUUAUGGCUUCAAACCCGUGGACUUUUUUAAUUGUUUUGGGGUAUCUAGUGGAAAGUGCGGCAUUCGUAUGAGGUAAAAGGCCAUGGUAUUACUUUGCUUCCAAGUUUUUUUUUAGUUGAAAAGUUUUCAGAAACAUGAAUGCAACAAAUUAACGCUUCCAGCUAUUGUAUCAGUUUUUCUUCAUACUUUACCUUUUCUUUGCAAUUUAAUAGUGCAUCUAACUGUAGUGAGGUGAACAAAGACUUUUUAAAUGUAAGGAAAUACUCUAAAAGGAAGUGCAGCACAAUUUUUUUAUCAAGGCGACGAGUUUUUCAGAUGCUAUAAUGAUAACCGUAAUUUACUAUAAGUGCGAGAGACUGGCCGGUAAAAUAUUUAUCCCAAUAAUAGAAUGUCUGCGGUUACUCGAAUUUUAACGUCGUUGUUUUUCUUUGAUUCUGUUGUUAAUCUACGGAUCUUCAACUUGCAGGUAAUAUUCAGGAAUGAACAGGGCGGAGAAUAUCUGUUUUAUUAUGUGACUUUCAAGGCAGUGCCCCCUGGUGUAAUGGCUACCAUUGACUUGUCCACGCCCAUACGUAAGAGCACGUCACAUGUGGUGACGUUACACAAUCCCCUCAGUACCCCUGUGACAUUCAAUUCUCAGUGCUCUGUGGCUGACAUCCAGCUGCCGCCAAGUUUCACUGUUCCUCCUUUAUCUGAGGUUAGUGCAUGCCUUGUUUUAAGAUACUUUAUGGCCUAGAUUUCUUGUGAUUAUAACAGCUUGUUGUACUUCAAUUCCAGAUAUGGUGCUACAUUCACUCUAGUCACCUUUCGAAGAGUGACUUUUGUACUUUUCAGAACUAUUAUCGUGAACGUACUUGUGGGUUUUUGUUUUGAAUUUUAUUUUUCAUGUCUCCCCGAUUAUAAAUGAAGAAAUGUAAAAUGGUUUCCGUGUUUACAUAGCCAGAUGUAAACACGUAAACGUCGUGGUUUCCUACGCUUAUCUCGUGUUCUCCCAACCUCCCAAGUGUUUACAUCAGGCUAUGUAAACACGGAAACCAUUUUACAUUUCUUUUAUAAAAUAGCUAAUGAAAGAGGAACGAAAACCGUGUUUACAAACGCUCAUGUAAAAUGGUUUUAUGGCCAAUCAGAGCGCGCGUACUAUUUGAAUUAUUUUAUAAAGUUUUUUAUUUACCUCCGGACAGUCUUUCAUGAUUGAAGAAGAAUUAAAAUCAUUUACGUAACUUUAAUUAGCACCCAUGUUACUUUCAUUUUUUUUUUUUUCAAUUUUAGGGAUAAGGGCCGGAAAAAAUCGUCUUCAACUCAUUAGUUCUAAUAUACCAGUCUUCAUUUGCAAACUGGUGUGUAAAAAUGCAUGGUGUUGUGGACAAAAUUAGAGGUAGUUCGUAUUUAAAAACCUGUACAACAAGCUUAAGCUGUGAUCGAGUUUAUCAUUAGUUUCUUUUCGUCUGUUCACUCUAGGGCUCGUGUAUGUUUGAGUACCUCCCGCUGAAGGCCGGUGAGUUAACAGGCCGACUCUCCUUCAGCAGUUCAGAGUUAGGCGUGUAUCAGUAUGACCUCAACCUAACCGCAACACCUGCCGGAACGGAGGCUCCUGUUCAUUUCCGUGCAGGCUUGGGUACCAGUCAAAGUCAGACCUGUCGAUUUGUAAACUUUGCCAAGUCUAAAGUCGAGUACAGCUGCAAGGUAGUAACAUUUCUUCCACCUUUAUUGCUAGCUGUUUUAAUGGUUUUGAGCUAAGUCGAAGACCAGAAUAAAAGCACUGGAAUUGAGUUACACAGUUUGUCAUGGAGUUUUGAGCCACAGAUAAUAAUGAUAUCAAUUUCUGUCGUGCUAAUCUUUUCCAUCAUCAAUAUCCAACUUCCUUUUUGGUUGUUUCAUCCCACUCAGCUGUUUUUCUUUUCUUUUUGAUCUCAAGAGUAUUUUGCAGCUCCCUCUCGUUGAAGGCAACUUUGCGCGUGGCUAAGUGGGAUCAAAAUCCUUUUUCGGCGUAGCUCUUAAAUUUGAUACUUAGAGGAAUCAAUUGUGGGAAGAGUUGUAUGAUUUCCUGUAGUUUUUCACUAAUCGAGUUUACUCUCUCUUAAGGUGGACAACACUGAUUUCCAUGUUGAAAAGAAUAUCACGGCAGCCUCAGCGUCAAGUGGAGGCACAGAGGUCGGUGUGGAAGUGACCUAUGAACCAUCCCGUCUGGGUGAUACUCGCGCUACUCUGACCGUUUUCUCUCCAGUAGGAGGAGAAUACGUGUUCCCACUGUUUGGUCACUGCAGUCCUCCAAAACCCCAGGGUCCGUACUCGAUCAAAGCGGGUGCAACAACUUCAAUUCCGUUUAAGAACGUGUUUUCACACACUACGCAAUUUGCCUUCUGUCUGGAUAGUCCGUGUUUUAAUGUGAAGGCGAGCGAGAGCGUCCGUGCUAAGAAGACCCAUAAUAUUAUCGUUGGUUUCGAGGGAAACCAAGGAGGUUCCAAGGCUCCGCGCAUGGGCAGACUCAUGGUCACGUGUCCGAGGAGCGCAGGUGGUGCUGGGAAUGUUACUUGGACCUUCUACCUGAAGGGCCUCACUCCGUGAAAUUAAACUGAGUUAAAUUUCCGUUUUAUUUGUACCAAGGAGUGUUAUAUUUUUUGGACAUGGUGUAGUGCUUCAACUUGUAGAUAUCAUUCCUUUCACAAUAAUGUUUACGCAUGCGUUCGAUGCAUUUUCGUUAACGUCUUCUACAAAUUUGUGUUUAAUGUAUAAAUUUUGUGGCUGAGGUCAUGUUUUUCAUAUUAUAGCGGUUAGGAAGUUGCUUUGAUAUAAAGCAAUGCCAAGAACUUUAAAAUAAUGAUAAUAAAGUUUUGUGUAAGUUUUGACGCGUCUGGGUGUUGUCAAACUUGCCCUUUUCUCCAGAUCAGCAGAUUCUUUUCUCCCCUUCCUUUUCGCAUCCAAUAAAAUAGAGUUAUUAGGAAUGUGCGAAGUAUUAUUCUGUCUGUAAUCAUACGAGUGAUUAGCGAAAUCGGACGACCGCGAAGCGGGAGUUUGAUUUGACAAUUACGAGUAUGAUUACUGACCAAAUUGGAAGACACAAUGGCCUGUUACCAGUUAAUUCUACCAUUUUAAUUUCAAAGAAAAAUAAAAUGUUUAUAUUCAGAGAGGGGCUUCUAAUUCCAAUUCAUUAACACUUUAUCAUUAGAGUCUGACAAAAACACACUAGAAAAUUCUUGCACUUUUGAAAAUACCCAGCUUGAGAUGAUAUGCCAUUGCUGUGGUUGCUGUAAUCAACUAAGUGAUUGGUGGAUUUAUUUCAGUUUACUCAAAGGCAUUGGCUGAUGCAACAGUCCAAUUACAACUCUACAAAAUUAUUAGUAGAAAACAGGACAGUUCAUUCAUUAUGAAAAACUCCUGUGUUCAUCCACUAUGUAAUAUUCAGGUAUAGAGUUAUAAUAAAUUUACAUAGUUGCAAUGUCUUGCUAAUAAUAUAUCUGUUUCUACAGAUGAUAUUCUUUUAAUUAUGAAGAAGUAAUAAUCUCUGUCUCUCAAUUUUACCUAAAGAUUCUGCUUACAUAACAUUUUUGUGGAGAUUAUUCCAAAGCUGCUAUAGCGACGCAUUUUACGAAGAUAAUUGGUUCGGGGCAUUGGAAUAGCUUGUUUAUUUAAAGAACCCUGGAAAGUCUAUGGAGGAAUGUCAGAUCGAUUAACUAAUUCAGAAGCAGAACCACGUAGGGAUUUACAAACCAUUAAGCCCUGUGAUUGUAUUGUUAGGUUCUGCGAUUUUUCAUGCGAAUAUGUUCUACUUAAGGCUCCACUCAAGUUGAGGACGUAAUGCAUCUACUCGUUAUCUAUACAGAUCAUUCAACGAUGAGAGAAGUUCUAUCGAUGAGCUCUCCUAAGUUAUGUAUAUCUCAUGCUGUUGAAAGUCAGCAUAUUGACUUUUUAAGCAAUUCCAUAACACUUCAGUUUUCCCAGUGUGUGAUAUUCUUCCUCAUUAACACUGGUUGUAUCACUAAACCUCAUUUGUCUAACCGGUAGAUUAUUCUUAUCCGUGAGAAUACCACUGUCUUCACGCCACACAUUGUCAUUUUUGUCACAGUUACAAAGAAGCUGGGAGUCUGCGCAUGAGUUGGUCAUUCCGCAAGUGAUGCUCCGCCCCAAUAAUUCAUCUGAGUGGAGGUCACGUGAUACCCACCAGCCUAUGCCUGUCAUGAAAGAAUUAUGACACUCAUACUGGAUAAACUGUUCACAGUUUGAGGAGAUUUUAGUGAGACUUGCCAGCUGAGACAGACUUGCUCCGGUGUAAUGAAUGUCCCGUACGUAAUUGUUAGUACCUUUCACGCGUGUUCUUCUUUCAGUGUCGUGACUGAUGGCUGUCACGCCAACCCCAUUUUUGUCGCUCAUGUCACAAUAAACUGUAAAUGGUGCCAGUCCUUCUGCGCCAUCUGGAUCAAUGACAUAAGUUCCACUUACACUGGUCUGUUGUCUGAUAGCUGAACAAGACUUAAAAUAGCAUUUCAAUCCCUCUCCAAAGUAACCAUGGUUACACUUGCACGAAUACGCACCAAGUUCAAUUGCACAGGUAGCCGCGUGACGACAACCGUAGAUGUUUCUUUCACACUCAUUCAGAUCUUUAAAGAAGACAUUAGAGAUGUAAGAAAGAAAAGGAGCCGUUAAUUGAGGUAAAAUACUCUACAACAUAAGCUCUAGUAAAGAGUAAUUCAAUGGGAUCUCAAUGGUUUAAGCUUAGACUCUCUCCUCCAUAUGGCGAUCCCUUAAAUAACAUCAUAGCUCAUGAUUCAAAAGGGGGAUCUUUGUAUUAGCUUCAUGGUUAUAAAGUUUAUUUCUCUCAGUAGAUUAUGCCGAUUAAUCUUUGAAAAACAUUCGUUAUUAAACUUGCUCUGUGAAAUAGAGUUCCUGAUGUUUAUUUGAGAACGAAAACCCUUUUUUGUUCCUUUACCUUUUUUACAAGUAAACUGAUGACAAUCACUGCAUUGCAUGUCGUUCCAUUCAUAAUUGUGUUUCACACCAAAAGCCUGUACACAAUCCUCUUCUUUAUAGUUAUAUGGUUGAUUCUUGGCCCAAGCUGUAAAGUUUCCUUCUCCUCGAUCGGCCCAGGUGAAGUUUCCCUCCACUGAUUUGUCAUUUAAGCCCAGCCAUGUUUUUUCUCCAUUGUGACGAUGUGACGAGCGCAAGUCUCAUCGGCGAAGAAAUGAGCUUCUUAAAAUAAGGAUGUUAAUAGUCAUAUUGAGAAAUACUAAUUUAAGGCAAUAGUAAACUAUCUGAAAUGACCAGAUUUCGCUCCCUGAAAACGAACAUAAAAAUACGCUUUAAACCGUUAUUUUCUUUAGUAGGGAAGGUCAUGGAGAUUCAUCGUCAGAAACUCUUGCAAUGUUGAAAAACUCUUGCAUACAUACUGUUUGAAAUUGAGGAAAUGAUUUACCUCAAUCCAUGUUGUGAUUCCGUUGUGGUCUGGUGCCGAGUUUCCAUGAGCUGUUGUGCUGUGAUUGGUUGAUGAAAGGACUGUUGGUGUUACAUUGUAACUUCGGAUGAAAUGUAAAAACUGCAAGGAAAUCCAAAAAUACUCAGAUCAUGGAAGCUCUUGAUCUGCGUGAUACGAUUGAGGGCCAACAUCGCUACUCUCCCUGAAUGGGAUGCUGAUUUGAAUAUAAUCAUGCACAUGACAUCAUAAAAAGUUUAGGAAAAUACGUUUAUUCGUUUUUACCUGCACACAAGUAACGAUGGGUUGCUAUGCGCUUAAGAAUUAUUCACAGAAUUUGCCUAAAGCAGGCCUCGUCGCCAAGUCAAAUUAUUUGCAAUCACAUAAUCAAUUUGAAAAAUUUCAUACAUGGCAGGCGGACAAUCCUUAAAACGAAGGAAAAAAACAGAAAAACCGUAUGCCCUACGGCAACAUUUGAAACAUUAAACAAAUAAAUGACAUCUUCACUACUGUCACCAAUCACAACUGAUCUUAUCACCAGCUUUUCCCGGUUGAGUUAAAAUUUGUGACUACUUUCCAAGUAGCCUUUCACCUACCUUGCAGUAAGCGUUGUUGUUUUCAUCGAUUGGUGGUUUUGUGUUUGGAAACAAAAAAGAGCCAUGUUCAGCGAAGAAUGGCUUGUGUAAUUUGGAAAAAGCUAGCCAGUUCUGUAAAAAAUUAAUUUGGAAAGAUGUGCACAGCGGUAAUGAAAUUUCAUUGACUAAAUCAGGGUUGGCUCGAAUGUGCAACGCAAGCAUUGAGUGUAAGGAGUAAACAGAGAAACAAAGAAGGCUUUGAUUAGGUUACUUUUGUUGGCUCUUUUAUUGGAAGUCAGACAAAUCUGAUGGAGUCGAUUUUUAAUUCAGUGUCAAAGAUUGAUUUUGCCUCAAUAAGUUUUCUGAAUGGUCUGGAGAACUUGCGCCACCUUCUAAGCCAAUAACAUGCAAAGUCUCAACAAAUUGCGACUAGGUCACUUGUUUCCCGCGCUUAAAAUGAGCAAGGUUCUUACAUGCGUUGCCUUCCAUUAUUUUGCUCGCUCUGCGAUAUUUCAUUUCGUUCAAAGUAGCCGUUUUAGUUUUUUGUUUUAAGACACUCGAUCAAAGCGCGGUCUACUCAGUUUUAGUUAAAAAUUGUUUAUCAACCCGAGUUUUCAUCAGGUUUUAUUUAAGUGGAAAGGCAUCCCAAGAAUACACUAUUCUGAAUAUUGUGCCUCCCAUUUCUGUAAGCACCCUGCUUUUUUUACAUGUGUUUUCUCUUGUCACUCUCAUAUCUAAGGCAUCAUAAUCCAAAAUAGCUAUACCUACAUUUUUUUCAAAAAAUUAACGCAUACCACACUAAUGUCUUCAUGUUUGCCAUCAAAGUUCUACAAUUCACGGAGACAAAUUUUGGCAGAGCUCUUAGUUAAAUCCUCGGUCCAUAACAGCGGGGCGUCAUAUUCUUUCCCAGUCCUUAGUUGUUCUGCUGUCACAAGGAGCACAGGAGCCUCCUUAAACUUGUCCUCCAAAUCACAUAAUCGAAAAAUUGCGUUUAAAAAAAAGAAAGAAAGAAAGAAACAUCUCAAAAUCAUUGGUGUGUACACUUUAGAACAUUUGUGAGUUAUUAAUAGCUUUUGAAAAUGCCUUUGAUUACUCUGGGUCUAUGUGCGUAAAAAAAUUUUACCUAGUGAAGUGUGUAAGUUACAGUCCGCGUCAAUCUCGUAUAUUCCUUGUUAUUUUCGUUUUCAGCGGCGGAUCCAGACCUUGAGCAUAGGGAGGGGGGCGGUUUUUGGUCGCUUGCCAUGCCGGCUUUUCUUCCUUUUGCUAUUCUCUUUUUUUUUUUUUUUUUUUUUACCCAAAAUAGCAAGGGAAGGGGGGGAUAGCCGAGUCCCCCAGGCCCCUCCCCUAGAUCCGCCGACGGUUUUGUCUUGAUUUUUUUCUUCCUACUUUAGUGUGUAGUUUCUCUCAGCUAAGCUCAUCGCGGAAAACCCACACAGACAUUACAGCUUGACGGAGAUUGCAAGGCAGACUUGAGGAACGGUUUAAGGCCCAACCAUCCUACCUUUGGAAAAUUCACAUCUGCACAGUUUGUUCCAGACCACCAUCCCUGCAUCCUUAUAUGUCCCGUCAUUCCGUGAAGCGGUGCUCCCUGGUUUAUCAGGAUAAAAGCGAAAUGGCGGAAAAAGGACCGUCUCACAGCUUGGGUCAGACCACUUGGGAACUCGAAGGAGUUUUAUUCGGCCACGCUCGAUGGGAAAACCUGUUUUCAUGUUUAAAGAUAAAGAUAAAUAAUAAUGUUGGCUUUGAAGAAAUUAAGAUUACUUUUAUUGCUGAGUUAUUCGUUGCUUACUUAUUUUCUUUUAUUAUCUUUGGUGAUAAUAAAAAUCACAAAAUGCCCACUGUAACUUAACAAUUUGAGAGUUCAUUAAACGGAUUACUAAAAAGUGCAGUAAAAUCAGAGAUAAGAAUGUAGGGCUGUGGGGGCUAGUUAGGGUAAACUCGUUUUCACUUCAAACCGAUAUACUGAAACAUCAUACUAGACCCACCACAAGUAAUCUUAACAACCUUUAUGUCCCAAUCAGUUUUCUCUUUCUUAUGAAUUACUUGUGUAACCUCCUCUCUUACCUUCGCAGCUUCCUGUGUGAUACAUAAGAUUAUUCUCCAGUCCCUUGCAGUAGUUCAAUUCAUGCCAGCACUUGUUGUCGUACGUAGUUCCAUUCGCAGUGCACACUGGGUCCUGAUAUGACGGGUAGUCUUUGAAACACUCACAGCAAGCUUCAUGUGGCCUGUAAGUCUUACUGACUCCAAAUGAUGGACAGUGAACGCCAGGGCAUGGAUUUAAGUCUGAAAAGCGCGUUCAAUAAAUAUUCAUCUGAUUAUCUGAAUUAUGCAAGCUUCCAUCCUUCGCAUUUUUAAUAGGUUUGUCAAAUUUAAGAAGUCAAACACUCAUUUUACGCAUCUAUCCAGAGACAUUGAGGGGGUCUACUUGAGUACGUAAAUUGAUGCACAGUUAAGCCAGCCAUAGGAUUUCUUUCGGGGGUCGAGCAUUAAACCGCAGACGAAAAAUGAGUUGAAGUGUGUCUGCUGCUACUGACCCCAGAAUAUUCUCCGCCCUACGGAUGAAUGCUCCUCUUUUAACUUUUUGCUUAGGGUUUAAAUUGUCAGUGCUCUGUUGAUGACUUCAGCGCUAUCCACUGGUCUGGCAGGUUCCAAACGCCUUAGACCACGUGGUAUUAAGGAUGAGACUGGCGAGAAAUACUGCCAGCGAUAGCGACAUUUCGUUUUUCCUCAGCCAACUCUUCUUUAGAUGGCAAUGAUCAUCUAGAUUUAGAUGACAAAGCUCUCUUCAGCAACUACAGACCUAUUUCUGUUCUACCGUGCUUUUCAAAGUUUUUGGAACGAAUAAUUUACAACCGUAUUAUAAAUUAUCUCAAUGACUCCGAUGUCUUAUGUGAUAAUCAACAUGGCUUUAGAAAAAAUCGCUCUCCUAGCCUUGCGCUUAUCGAUUUGUGUGACAAAAUUUCUUCUGCAUUUGAUAGAAAAGAACAUGCCAUUGGAGUAUUCCUAGAUCUUUCGAAAGCGUUCGAUACGGUAAAUCACGACAUUCUUUUUGACAAACUCCAUCAUUAUGGGAUCCGUGGUCUGGCACUAGAAUGGGUCAAGAGUUAUUUUUCUGAGAGGACACAAUUUGUCGAAUUUAAUAACGUUAGAUCUGCCCCACAGGGGAUUUCCUGUGGGGUGCCUCAAGGUUCUAUUCUUGGUCCCUUAUUUUUUAUCCUGUAUGUUAAUGAUUUGAACAAUGCUUCCCUGCUUGAUGCAAUCUUGUUUGCUGAUGAUACAAACUUAUUUAUCUCCCAUAAUGAUCCUGUUUACCUAAUUAACACAUUAAAUAGAGAAUUAAACAAAUUGUCAACCUGGUUUGCAGCAAACCGGCUCUCCUUGAAUUUAGCCAAGACUAAUUUUAUGGUAUUCAAGCCUUGGCAAAAGAAGCAAUCCUUUGAAUUUCAAGUUUUCAUUAAUGAGCAGCCUAUUCUUCGUGUUUCUGAGACCAUGUUUUUGGAUGUUUUAUUAGAUGACAAUUUGACCUGGAAAUCGCACAUAUCCUUAACAGCAAAUAAAUUAUCCAAAUCUAUAGGUAUUAUUCAUAAAUCUAGGUUUUUUCUCUCUACUCACUCCCUUCGUACUUUAUACAAUUCUAUGAUCCUUCCAUAUUUGUAUUAUUGCAAUUUAGCUGGGCUGGUACCUAUAAGUCAAACCUUCAAAGAAUUGUAACCUUACAGAAACGUGCGUUAAGAAUAGUAAGCAAUUCUACAUACAUUGCCCAUACUGGCCCUAUUUUUAAGGAACUUAAACUCUUAAAAUUUCAUGAUAUCCAUUCGUUUCAAUUAGGUACUUUUAUGUUUUCAUUCGUGAACUCUACACUCCCUUCCAAAUUCAAUAACUUUUUUUUACUGAAUAGUCAAAUCCACAAUUAUAAUACUAGGAAUGCUCAGUCCUUCCGCUUGCCACUGUGCAGAACGAACACCAGGAAGUUUUCAAUUUACUUUCAAGGUCCAAACUUUUAUAAUUCGCUAAAUUCUGACAUAACUAGUUCUCCCUCCUCCGCUUCUUUUCAAAGAAAGCUUAAGGAAUUUCUUCUCUCUAGGUAUUAACUUCUGUAAGGCAGUAAUUCUUAACUAACUUACUUAAUAUGUGUGUGCGUGUGUGCGUGUGUACGUGUGCGCGGUCAAAGUUAAUUACCAUAAGUCCAUAUUGUAAUUCUAAUAUAAGAUUAGUUAUUUUAAGUGAGAAAGCCUGACUUGUUAUAAGCCUCGUGGUUUCUUUCAGGUUUUCUCGCCAUUUAUUCUCUGUCAUCAAUUUUCUUCAUUUUUUUUUCCCAUCUGUAAAUGUUGUAUAUGGCAAAAUAAAUAUUGUAUUGUAUUGUAUAUUGUAUCUCAGGAGUGACUGUAAACAUAAUAGUUUUCAAUUGAUAUUUCCUUUCUGUAAUUAAUUUUAUUUCUUUUGUAUCACCUGUUAGUAAAAAGGUUUUUUCCUUUAGUAUUGCAUUUCAACUCGAAAAUAAAGUUAACGCUCCUUCAACCAUUCAUUUCAAAAAAGUGAAAGAGAAUUAAAUUAAUUUUUCAUACAUAUACUUAAUAGAACGGCCGUUCCUUAUUAAGUGGAAACAAUAUUAAGGUCAUGGGAACACUAAAAAACGAGUGAAGAAAAAUGUCAGAUGUAGGUAGGAUCAAAUAUUUUCAGCGUAAGAACGACUUUCUUAAAAGUUAAGAAGUGGUCCGUUUGUAAUCACGAAUUCGUGAGACACGUCUGGUAUCCACAAAAUAUUUCAAUGCACGCACAUGGAGAGAGCUUAACUUACUCUGAACAGUUAAUUUUGCUGAGGCGUUUACUUGUUCCAGCAAAUUCUCAGCUGAGCAGGUGUAAACUCCUUCAUCUUCAGGCCUGACAUCUCUCACUACCAACCCGCCACUGGACUAUAUUAGUUGACUACAAGCAAGAAACUAUGAAUUCACCCUUCAAUGUUACGGCGAGCGAGGGCAUCCGUGCUAAGAUGAACCAUAAUGUUAUCGUUGGUUCGAGGGAAACCAAGGAGGUUACAAGGCUCCACGCACGAGCAGACUCAUGGUCACGUGUCCGAGGAGCGCAGGUGAUGCUGGGAAUGUCGCAUGGACCUUCUACCCGAAGGGCCUCACUCCGUGAAAUUUAACUGAGUUAAAUUGCCGUUUCAUUUGUUCAAAAGAGUGUUUUAUUUUUUGGACCUGGUGAAGUGGUUCAACUUAUAGAUAUCACUCAUUUCAGAAUUAUGUUUACGCCUGCAUUCGAUGCACUUUCCUUAACGUCUUCUACAAAUGUCUGUUUAAUGUAAACAUUUUGUGACUGAGGUCAUGUUUUUUCAUAUUAUAGCGAUUAUGAAGUUGCUUUGAUAUAGAGUCAUGCCAAG